CUGUUGUAUAGGAUAGUACUGGCUAUGACAUCAAUCAAAAAAAAAUAAAAAAUCAAAGUUGGCUUUGCCCUGUUUUUUGUUUCCUCACUCUGUUAACAUUGCCUAAAUAUUCACACAACCUCUCAAUCUUUUGCAGGUCAGGAAAGAAAGACCGCUGACAAGUGGAAAGCAAAGGCCCUAUGGAGAAAUAGGAUUCCUGUGGAUCAUUUGACUGCAGUUUGGUUGAAGUGAAAGGAGUCUCCAUCCUGCUCUGUGGUUGUUUUGGAGAGACAGGCGAGUUGUGUGUGCUAAAGGACUGCAAUGCACCGCUUAAGGACUUGUGCUGCACGGCUGCGGCCGCUGACGGCCUCUCAGACUUCUCAGAACUUUUCACAGCAGAGGCCUGUGGCCGUACCAAAGACGUUUCAGCCAGUCAGGUGCUACACUUCACCUGUGGCUGCCGAGCCUUUCCUCAAUGGAACGAGUUCCAAUUACGUGGAGGAGAUGUACUAUUCAUGGCUAGAGGACCCCAAGAGUGUGCAUAAGGUAAGGCCCUUCCAGAAUUUUGGGGUGCUGGAGGGACAUCCAGCUCCUAUAGAGAGAUGUUCCGGCACUUUCCGUCUCUGGGGGGGGUCUCUUUUUUUGCGGUUGAAAUUCAUGAGGGUUACAGUGCAGAAUUGUUAACACAUCUAUGAUAAUUAGCCUAGCAUACACAAUUCAUUUUUCUUCGUUUAUUUUAAAAACUGCUUGCAAUACCAAGCAAUAAAAUAUUUGUAGACUACAUCCCCAAAAGUGCCCAUUACACAUCUGCAUUACAAGGAUUUUGAAUGUUUUGUUAAUGCCCAAAUAAAACAAAACACUUCUUAACCAAUACUGCCUAUGAAAGCCCAACAUUCUCAGUUCUCGAACGUUAGUCCUGUGGCAAAAGCAAUUUCUACAGAAUGAGUUCUGCUUCCAUGUUACUUACUCUUCCGUGCAUACACCAAUUGUAGCAUUUAUUAAUUGUUUGAUGGUUUUAACCAUUACCAGUUUACAUAAUUCACUAAAUUUAGGAAAGCCAGGCCAGGUUAAUUAUGUACGGCUGCAUAGGCACCUGUUUGACAGCAAGGUCACAUUGCUGGGAUCCCUGUUGUGUAUUUAUAGCUACCUGCUGGAGUGUUGUCACAGGACUGCUGUGAUCUCUGACCACACAGUCUGCCUAUCCUGCUAUUAUUAGGCUAGCCUUUAGGCUGAAUGCAGGUCGGCAGUAUAGACCAGUGCCAGUCCUAUGGCACAAGGCCCUCUGGGGCAUUCUGUUAGUAGUGCUGAGUGAUUAGUGCUUUUUGAGGUCUGGUUCAGUUAUUAAAAAUAAUCACGGUUUUGAGUUUCUAUUUAUUUGUUCCAAAGCCCAAAACAUUCCAUUAUCUCGGUCAGGUCCACAUUGGGUAGACAUCAAUAGAAAAAUAGGAAAAUACUAUGCAAUAAUACAUUUCUCAAUUUGUGUAUAUUGCAAAGUUUUUAUUAGAUUACUUUAUUUUUCAUUCCAUAAAGUCAUCAAGUUCAAGUUGUCACAUGCACAAGUACAGUUAAAUGCUUAGCUUGCAAGCUCUACCCAACAGUGCAGUAAUUAAUAUCAAAAUAGUAUAACCAAUAAAAAAAGAAAAUAUAAAAUAAAGAAAACACGAGAAAUAAGAAAAAAGAGAGCCAAAUACAGGGUCGGUACCAAUACCAAAUUUACAAUGUGCAGGGAUACUGGAGUAAUUUGAGGUAGAUACAGUGGGGGGGGAAAAAGUAUUUAGUCAGCCACCAAUUGUGCAAGUUCUCCCACUUAAAAAUAUGAGAGGCCUGUAAUUUUCAUCAUAGGUACACGUCAACUAUGCAGACAAAAUGAGAAAGAAAAUCCAGAAAAUCACAUUGUAGGAUAUUUUAUGAAUUUAUUUGCAAAUUAUGGUGGAAAAUAAGUAUUUGGUCAAUAACAAAAGUUUCUCAAUACUUUGUUAUAUACCCUUUGUUGGCAAUGACACAGGUCAAAUGUUUUCUGUAAGUCUUCACAAGGUUUUCACACACUGUUGCUGAUAUUUUGGCCCAUUCCUCCAUGCAGAUCUCCUCUAGAGCAGUGAUGUUUUGGGGCUGUCGCUGGGCAACACGGACUUUCAACUCCCUCCAAAGAUUUUCUAUGGGGUUGAGAUCUGGAGACUGGCUAGGCCACUCCAGGACCUUGAAAUGCUUCUUACGAAGCCACUCCUUCGUUGCCCGGGCGGUGUGUUUGGGAUCAUUGUCAUGCUGAAAGACCCAGCCACGUUUCAUCUUCAAUGCCCUUGCUGAUGGAAGGAGGUUUUCACUACAAAUCUCACAAUACAUGGCCCCAUUCAUUCUUUCCUUUACACGGAUGAGUCGUCCUGGUCCCUUUGCAGAAAAACAGCCCCAAAGCAUGAUGUUUCCACCCCCAUGCUUCACAGUAGGUAUGGUGUUCUUUGGAUGCAACUCAGCAUUCUUUGUCCUCCAAACACGACGAGUUGAGUUUUUUUACCAAAAAGUUCUAUUUUGGUUUCAUCUGACCAUAUGACAUUCUCCCAAUCCUCUUCUGGAUCAUCCAAAUGCUCUCUAGCAAACAUCAGACGGGCCUGGACAUGUACUGGCUUAAGCAGGGGGACACGUCUGGCACUGCAGGAUUUGAGUCCCUGGCGGCGUAGUGUGUUACUGAUGGUAGGCUUUGUUACUUUGGUCCCAGCUCUCUGCAGGUCAUUCACUAGGUCCCCCCGUGUGGUUUUGGGAUUUUUGCUCACCGUUCUUGUGAUCAUUUUGACCCCACGGGGUGAGAUCUUGCGUGGAGCCCCAGAUCGAGGGAGAUUAUCAGUGGUCUUGUAUGUCUUCAAUUUCCUAAUAAUUGCUUCCACAGUUGAUUUCUUCAAACCAAGCUGCUUACCUAUUGCAGAUUCAGUCUUCCUUAGCCUGGUGCAGGUCUACAAUUUUGUUUCUGGUGUCCUUUGACAGCUCUUUGGUCUUGGCCAUAGUGGAGUUUGGAGUGUGACUGUUUGAGGUUGUGGACAGGUGUCUUUUAUACUGAUAACAAGUUCAAACAGGUGCCAUUAAUACAGGUAACGAGUGGAGGACAGAGGAGCCUCUCAAAGAAGUUGUUACAGGUCUGUGAGAGCCAGAAAUCUUGCUUGUUUGUAGGUGACCAAAUACUUAUUUUCCACCAUAAUUUGCAAAUAAAUUCAUUAAAAACCCUACAAUGUGAUUUCCAGGAUUUUUUUUCUCAAUUUGUCUGUCAUAGUUGACGUGUACCUAUGAUGAAAAUUACAGGCCUCUCUCAUCUUUUUAAGUGGGAGAACUUGCACAAUUGGUGGCUGACUAAAUACUUUUUUUCCCCACUGUACAUUGCAGACCAAUCCAAAGUCAUCUUCCGGCAUGCCCAGCCCAUCCAUUAUCUCAGCUUUUUCUGUGGCUAAACCAACUAGGCUCGUAAUAUAACAAUUGUAUUCGUAUUUAUGGAUGGAAUACAAGUUCGUUAUUAAGGCACAUGAAAGUUCACAUGUUCCAGAAGGCAUUUCUGCCAAAAAAACACAUUUGGAUAAAAUAUAACUGUUUACGUUCAAAUCCUGCUCCUGUUAAGUAGUGAAGUGCGACACACGCCUAGUUUCCUGAAAUGAGUCUCACAUGCAUAUCUUACCUGGAUAUGGUCGCAUCAGGUUUACCCUCAGAAGGAAUGGCUCGUAUCCCACGAAGACAUAUUGGUUCGGUGUUUGUGUCCCAAGCAAGCUGGCCUUUGUAGCGGCAACUGGCCUUUGUAGCGGCAGCUGGCCUGCAAUGAGUGAGGAGCCGAACUUGCUUUGUGAGAAGAUUCCCGCAUCUCCCUCCCGACCGAUAUGCGCCUACGUCAAUCAUGGUGAAGCGGUACCUUGCAUCACAGACUGCCAUCAGGACCAUUGUGAAAAAGCCCUUGUAGUUGUAGUACUCGCUGCCUGAGUUUGCCAGAGCUCGUAUCCAAAUGUUUUCUGUCGACAGCUCCUGCACAUUUUGCAGCAAUUGCAAUUCAAAAAGAGACAUGUUUGUUUCUGCUUCUUUGGCUAAAAAGUAGUAGUAAAGCAUUACACCAGACUGACAUCUAGCUAGUUAGUAUUUGUAAACAAGCAUAACACCGAAUUGGAAGUUCAGAUGUCGUCACUAGCUAGAGCCAAAAAUAGUGCCUCGGCCCCUGUCGCUUGGUGAGCUGCUCUGGCUCCCCAAGCCCCCUAGUGGAUAUACGUUACAGAACGCGGACUUCCUCUCUGGGUGGAACGCAAUGAAAAGAGUCCUCUGCCCCCCAAAAAACGAGUGGAGCUUGUAGCGGCCUUUAGGUAACCUAAAUGUAGCAACACAAAGUAGGCUGUGUGAUGUCACCAACACCCACUGUUUCUUGACUCAGACUUCAAAACUCAAAUUGUUUGAUUCAUGCACAGCUUCGAAAGCCCUUACAUGGUUCCAGCUCAUCAUGUGUUCUUAAGCUCAAGCCGCUUUAGUGGAAAUGUGUGUAGAACUAACUAAGUCGCUCUGGAUAAGAGCGUCUGCUAAAUGACUUAAAUGUAGAAUUCUGAAUGAAACAGAGGCUGUGACCCUGACCCUGGUGUUCAGCCAGGUUAGUGUCCCAAGUCAAGAGGGUGUUACAUUUCAGUCACUGCUUCAGGCAUUCUAGUCCCCCAAACCAUGGUCACAAGACAGUUGUACAGUACUUAACAUGUAAAUAAAUAUAAUUUACAGUUGUUGAAGGGGGAAUUAUUGGUGAGAAUUUCUACAAACAAUAUUCAGUUUUUCAGUGGUAUAUCUAAAGACUAAGUAGCAUCAUUUAUAUGUGAAUUGGAGUUCGGAGCAGUCUGACCACACGUAUGAUGCCUUGCCAGAACUGACCUUUAAUCGCACCGGUAUAAAUUGUGUUUCGGCCGUGUGGGGACAAACUGUGGUGCUGGGUCUGCCGUUCCCGCAUCUCCGCAAUGUAGAUCAAGCUUUCUAUGAAGGAUCUUGUGACUAGUGUUAGUUUCAAGUAUCGGUUUGGUAUGAAGUCAAUAACUUCUAAAUAACCUAAUCCCAGAGAACUGCAUUGUUUUGGGGAUUGUUUCAUUUUGAGGAAUAUGUCAGGGCUUUACUAGUUUUCAGUUUACUAUGGAACAAUGAAGAAGAUUUCAGUUAGCCUACUGCUUAACAUGAGACUAGUUGGCCCUCUGACAAGAACAUGUGGAAUUUGCCCUCUGUUGUUGUUUUGAACAACCUAAGAUUAAUCACACCGGUUACUUUCAUCAAAAAGAGAAAAUGGAAGCAGUAACAUUCGGUUACUUUUUUAAUAUUUCAAGCAUAACUAUAGGUAAUCUUCUAAAAUGUUUUACGUUUGUUAUAGAUGGAUUUGUUGGCCAUCUCCUUUCAUACCACUGUUCAUUAAUGCCAAUUCUUAUUUGUCCUCUCUUUUCCUUAAGUCUUGGGACGUUUUCUUCCGCAAUGCCAAUGCAGGUGCUCCCCCAGGCAAGGCACACCAGAGCCUUCUGAGCCUGGCCCGGCUGCCCCAAGCCCAAUCCCUGAUGGGGGCUCAGCCCAAUGUGGAGAAGCUGGUGGAAGAUCACCUGGCCGUCCAAUCCCUCAUCCGUGCCUACCAGGUCAGACCAGUCAGCCACCACAGGCUCUCACAGAGCUGUAAAUUGAGAAAACAAGGACGACCAUGUCUAUAAUGUCUUAGUAAGCAUGCCAAGUAGUCUAACCAUUUACGACACAUUCAGCAGCCAGAAAGCUGUAACUGUUUAACAAAAAAAUUAACCAAUAUCACCUGUCCUCACUGUUUGAGUAAUCUCUACCUGUGUUUUAAGGUUUAAGCUGUGUAAUCUGUUUUCUGUAAGCAUAGCUAAUUAUUUCCACAAAGUUGACCAUCCUACUUAAUGAUACCAACUACGCUGAUAAUGGACUAACGUUCUAGUGAAAUACAGUACCUUCAGAAAGUAUUCACACCCCUAGACUUUUUCCACUUUUUGUUGUUAUAGCCUGAAUUCUUAAAUUGAUUCAGUUGAGAUUUUCUGUCACUGGUCUACAGACAAUACCCCAUAAUGUCAAAGUGGAAUCAUGUUUUCCUAAAAUUUUACAAAUUUAAUGGCAAACCUAAAUAAAUUCAGGAAUAGAAAGUUGCUUAAUAAGUCACAAUUGUUGCAUGGACUCAAUAAUAAUAAUAGUGUUUAACAUGAUUUUGGAAUGACUACCUCAUCUCUGUACCCCACACAUGCCAUUAUCUGUAAGGUCCCUCAGUCGAACAGUGAAUUUCAAACACAGAUUCAACCACAGACCAGGGAGUUUUUCCAAUGCCUCGCAAAGAAGGGCACCUAUUGGUAGAUGGGUAAAAAAAAAAAGCCGACGUUGAAUAUCCCUUUGAGCAUGGUGAAGUUAGUAAUUACACUUUGGAUGGUGUAUCAAUACACUCACUCACUACAAAGAUACAGGCGUCCUUCCUAACUCCGUUGCCGGAGAGGAAGGAAACCACUCAGGGAUUUCACCAUGAGACCAAUAGUGAUUUUAACAGUUAGUUUAAUGGCUGUAAUAGGAGAACUGAGGAUGGAUCAAGAUUAAUUAUUCCACAAUACUAACCUAAUUGACAGUGAAAAGAAGGAAACCUGUACAGAAUAAAAAUAUUCCAAAACAUGCAUCCUGUUUGCAGCAAGGCACUAAAGUAAUACUGCAACAGAUGUGGCAAAGCAAAUAACCUUUUGUCCUGAAUACAGAGUGUUAUGUUUGGGGCAAAUACAAUACAAUACAUCACUGAGUAUCACUAUCCAUAUUUUCAAGCAUGGUUGUGGCUGCAUUAUGUUAUGGGUAUGCUUGUAAUCGUUAAAGGGGAAUUUCACCCUGGGGAGGAUCUGGGCUUGUUUCCAUGUCUUGAGGCAUUUCUAGGACAGUGAGAUGUUUCACACAUAAUUGCCUAGGAGGUUGGCAGGUCAGGGCUUUGCGCGCUGAAUGAUACACCCUAUAAUGGGUCUUAUUUCAUCGUUUUAAUGUCUUCACUAUUAUUCUACAAUGUAAAAAUAAAGAAAAACCCUUGAAUGAGUAGGUGUGUCCAAAUAUUUGAUUGGUGCUGUAAAUACAGUGGGGGAAAAAAGUAUUUAGUCAGCCACCAAUUGUGCAAGUUCUCCCACUUAAAAAGAUGAGGGAGGCCUGUAAUUUUCAUCAUAGGUACACGUCAACUAUGACAGACAAAUUGAGGGAAAAAAAUCCAGAAAAUCACAUUGUAGGAUUUUUUAUGAAUUUAUUUGCAAAUUAUGGUGGAAAAUAAGUAUUUGGUCACCUACAAACAAGCAAGAUUUCUGGCUCUCACAGACCUGUAACUUCUUCAAGAGGCUCCUCUGUCCUCCACUCGUUACCUGUAUUAAUGGAACCUGUUUGAACUUGUUAUCAGUAUAAAAGACACCUGUCCACAACCUCAAACAGUCACACUCCAAACUCCACUAUGGCCAAGACCAAAGAGCUGUCAAAGGACACCAGAAACAAAAUUGUAGACCUGCACCAGGCUGGGAAGACUGAAUCUGCAAUAGGUAAGCAGCUUGGUUUGAAGAAAUCAACUGUGGAAGCAAUUAUUAGGAAAUGGAAGACAUACAAGACCACUGAUAAUCUCCCUCAAUCUGGGGCGCCACGCAAGAUCUCACCCCGUUGGGUCAAAAUGAUCACAAGAACGGUGAGCAAAAAUCCCAGAACUAUACGGGGGGACCUAGUGAAUGACCUGCAGAGAGCUGGGACCAAAGUAACAAAGCCUACCAUCAGUAACACACUACGCCGCCGGGGACUCAAAUCCUGCAGUGCCAGACGUGUCCCCCUGCUUAAGCCAGUACAUGUCCAGGCCCGUCUGAAGUUUGCUAGAGUGCAUUUGGAUGAUCCAGAAGAGGAUUGGGAGAAUGUCAUAUGGUCAGAUGAAACCAAAAUAUAACUUUUUGGUAAAAACUCAACUCGUCGUGUUUGGAGGACAAAGAAUGCUGAGUUGCAUCCAAAGAACACCAUACCUACUGUGAAGCAUGGGGGUGGAAACAUCAUGCUUUGGGGCUGUUUUUCUGCAAAGGGACCAGGACGACUGAAUGAAUGGGGCCAUGUAUCGUGAGAUUUUGAGUGAAAACCUCCUUCCAUCAGCAAGGGCAUUGAAGAUGAAACGUGGCUGGGUCUUUCAGCAUGACAAUGAUCCCAAACACACCGCCCGGGCAACAAAGGAGUGGCUUCGUAAGAAGCAUUUCAAGGUCCUGGAGUGGCCCAGCCAGUCUCCAGAUCUCAACCCCAUAGAACAUCUAUGGAGGGAGUUGAAAGUCCGUGUUGCCCAGCGACAGCCCCAAAACAUCACUGCUCUAGAGGAGAUCUGCAUGGAGGAAUGGACCAAAAUACCAGCAACAGUGUGUGAAAACCUUGUGAAGACUUACAGAAAACGUUUGACCUGUGUCAUUGCCAACAAAGGGUAUAUAACAAAGUAUUGAGUAACUUUUGUUAUUGACCAAAUACUUAUUUUCCACCAUAAUUUGCAAAUAAAUUCAUAAAAAAUCCUACAAUGUGAUUAUCUGGAUUUUUUUUUCUCAUUUUGUCUGUCAUGGUUGACGUGUACCUAUGAUGAAAAUUACAAGCCUUUCUCAUCUUUUUAAGUGGGAGAACUUGCACAAUUGGUAGCUGACUAAAUACUUUUUCCCCCACUGUAUCUUCUGUGAAUACUUAAGGGCUGAUACAUUUCCAAUUUUAUGGUGGUUCCAACCCUGUUCCUGGAGAUCUACCGUCCUCUAGGUUUUCACUCAACCCUAAUCUAGCACACCUGAUUCUAGUAAUUAGCUGGUUGAUAAGCUGAACCAGGUUAGUUACAACUGCGGUUGGAGUGAAAUCCUACAGGAGGGUAGUUCUCCCGGAACAGAGUUGGGGACCCAUGUUCUGCAUGGUCUUAUGCCAGGAUUCCCAAACUCGGUCCUGGGGACCCCAACGGGUGCACGUUUUAGUUUUUUUCCCCCUAGCACUACACAGCGGACUCAAAUAAUCAACUAAUCAUCAAGCUUUGAUUAUCUCCUGGAAAAAGACUGUUGUGGUUUUAGCGUUUUACACUUUUUGUGGAAGGGACGUAAAGAAACUAUCAACCGAAUUGGACCGGCUAGCGUAUUGUGUAGGGGCAAUGAGGGGACAAUGGGAGUGAAUGGGCUGGGGGGUUAAAGAAGGUGUGAAAAGUCUUAGGAAUGCAGUUCUUACACAGUAUGAAUUGUUGUGUAUGUGAGAUUGAGGAGAAAUGGCAACAAUACAUUUACUGUCUAAGCACAACCAAAACCCCCUUCAUCUCAAAGUACUUUCUAAACCUCCCCCAGCCCAUUGACUUUGACAGAUCAUUCUUGUCAAUAGUAGCCCUUUGCAGGGGAAUUUUGUAGACAUGUCUUUGUAUUGUGUUUUGAGAAUCUGCAGAAAGAAGAAUUAGGUGGUUGUCAUUAGUGUGUUAGUCUUGAUUUUAUACCUUUGUGUCCCUUGCUGUUGUCUGUCCAACAUUCUUGUGCGCCAUAACUGUCUGCUCCUUCAUGCUUGUGGACCCAAAAUACCCCUGCUUUUGGGGUAUUUUUCAGCAGGGCACUGGAAUGACUCCAGAUAACCUGAGUUUUGCACAAAGAGAAGACGGGUAGACUAAAUUGAUUACAUGGUCUGGAAGGUACUCUGUGGUCCUCAGGCUACCUCUAACCACCUGUAACCCCAUAACACAAACCAUACAAACACUACCGAAUUCAUGUUUAUACCAUGCUUACUGUAAAUUGAACUAUCUUAGCCAUCAGCUUGUAAAUAUUUUGUCUAACUUACUUUCACAUUGUGCAGAGCUAGGGGUUGGAAGUGCAUGUUGAUGGAAUCUGAUUCUGUACCACCUACUACACAAUUUAACCACCCCACUAAUUGUAUUGUUCUCUAUUAACUGGCUAGCUAAGCAUACCUAACAUAGACAUUUUAAAUAUCGUUAGCUAACUAGCGUCACUAAAUUGGCAGCAAGAUUGCCAAUCAGCUGAGACUGGCUGAGAAGCAACCAUAGACGAUUUAUACACAUUCAUCAUUGCUACCAACAGAGUGAGCUAGAAACUGUAUAUCAACAAUUCUAUUUUUAGUAACGGAGUGUUUUCCAGACGAGGGUGGAAUAGAUGGCUACCAAAUUGCCUCUUAUUUGCUAACAUUAGCUAGUUUACGUUAGCCCAUGUCAGUCAAAGAUAGAACAAACAAACAUGUUUACACUGCUGAAGGUAGCUAGCAGUGACUACCAUGGCAUAGGCGAAAUGGAUUGACAUUGUGCAAACCAAAAGAUAGAUACGUGGCCCCGUUUAGCUCAGUUGGUAGAGCAUGGCGUUUGCAACAGCUGGGUUGUGGGUUCGAUUCCCACGGGGGGCCAGUAUGAUUAAAAAAAAAAAAAAAUGUAUGCACUGGAUAAGAGCGUCUGCUAAAUGACUUAAAAUCUAAAUAGAUGAUUUAGCUGAUGGCUUUCAGAGUUCAAUACCAGGACUUUAACGGUAGUGAAAAACAGGUUUAAAAAAACGAAUUUCCUAGAUAAAUUCUGAGAUUACUGUGUGUUGAUGGUUCGACGUAAACAGCGCCAUUUAUUCGUUUGUGGGCACGCCCCCUCUACCUAGCAUGGCGGUAUCAGGAUUUGCUAUGAAUGCUGGACUUUGUGGUUCACUAUGAGCAGACGAAUACACAGGGAGUCGACUUCCCGAUUCUACCAGUAAAAUUAAAAUGUGCUACUUCUAGCUUGUGGUUUGGAUAAUUGUGAUGUUUAUGAUAAAAACAUAAUGUUGUUAAUAUAGUAUUGACUAUAUGCCCUCGCAGAGCCAUGGUGAAAUUCCCCUUUAAGGACAGGAGUUUUUCAGGAUAAAAGCAAACAGAAUGGCAAAAUCCUACAGGAAAACCUGGAUGUCUGCAUUCCACCAAACACUGGGAGAUGAAUUCACCUUUCAGCAGGACAAUAACCUAAAACACAAGGCGAAAUCUAUACUGGAGUUUCUUAGCAAGAAGACAGUAAAUGUUCCUGAGUAGCCAAGUUACAAUUUUGACUUAAAUCUACUCGACAAGACCUGCAAACGGUUGUCUGGCAAUGAUCAACAACCAAUUUGACAGAUCUUGGAAGAAUUUUGAGAAUAGUAAUGGUGUUGCAUAAUCCAGGUGUGGAAAACUCUUAGAGACUUACCCAGAAAGACAAAGCUGCAAUUGCUGCCCAAGGUGCUUCUACAAAGUAUUGACUCAGGGGUGUGAAUACAAUACAUUGCUACAAUUUCUAAAAACAUGUUUUCACUUUGUCAUUAUGGGGUAUUGUGUGUAGAUGGGUGAGUCAAAAAAACAAGUUGGUCCAUUUUGAAUUCAGGCUGUAACACAACAAAAUGUGGAAUAAGUCAAGGGGUAUGAAUACUUUCUGAAGGCACUGUACCUGUGCUGAAAUUGUUGACAUUUGAAAGCUGGGACAAAGGUGUCUGUUUUUACCCCAUAAAGGACUGUGACCUCAUGAUAACGAAAAUGCCUAUUAUGAUAUACUCUUGAAUGUUUCAUAUUUCUAUGUUGUUUUAAUUGAAUACCUUGUGACUAAUGUUACCUUAUUUCCAGUUGAAUGGCCAUCACAAUGCAGAACUCGAUCCUCUUGGCAUCAGUUGUAUAAAUUUUGAUGAUGCCCCAGUAGCUACUGGGGUUCAGAAUGUCGGUGAGAAAUGUUCCCUCACAGCUGUGCGAGACAACAAUGAGCUUGUUUGUAUUAAUGUUGCUUUUCCCAUUUCCUCCCUCUUUUUUUUUCUCUCCUCUCUAUUUUCUUUCAAAUCCCUUUCAACACUUUUAUAUCUCUACACUCGUGCCCCUCCACCCUUGCCUCCCCCUGCCCACAUGUCGGAUGUUUUGUUCCAUUUCAACUCAAACCUGUUUUUGUAGAUCCGUGGGCACCAUGUUGCUCAGCUGGACCCUCUGGGAAUUAUGGAUGCCGAUCUGGACUCUCAUGUCCCCAAUGACAUUAUAACGUCCUCGGAUAAACUCGGUGAGAAGAAUGAGCCACUCGCUACAGAGCAUCCGGGCGGCUGGGUAGCUGAGCAAGCUCUGUUUGGCUUGAAAUGCUGGUCUAUGUAUGACCUACGCUGGCCUUCUCUGUAAACCUGCCCAUUUGUCCCUGUUUUCAGUCUGCCCACUGUCAUGAAAGAAAGGGCUCCUAGCACCCUGUUUUUCUGAAAUGCCAAAUAUUUGUAUUUAUGCUUUUUGACUUAACUUCAACCUCUGCCCGCUUUGGCGCAUAGGGUGUCCCCCAUGGGAGUAUCCAUGGUUUCUGUAAUACUUUUUUUUUUAACAGCUGGAUGGUUGAUUAGCCCAGCCAGCUGUGUCCACUGUUAGCCGCAGUGGUCGUAGAUCAUUUUCCUACAAGGCUUUAUGAUUAAGAGGUGGACUGUGCUUCAUCUGACUGCUGGCCCUAGACCUGUCUGGUUUGGAUAGACCUGCCGGGAGUUACCUCCAACGGGCAUAGCUCUGAGGGGUCAUUGAGGUACACAAGCCCCCUCACCACGACAAGGUGACAGUCCAAAAAUCAUCAAUACAAAUAGCAGCUUAUUGGUUAGCACUUCUUUCUAGGACAGUUCUGUCUGACUUCUCUGUCUGCAGGCAGCCAAGCACAAAUUGAACCUUCAUAACAAUAUUGUCUGCAGUGCUCCAAUGUUAAGUUCACCUACAGUAGCCUUGUUGAGGGACACACAGCUAGAUUCCCAAUUUGAAGCCAGUGUUGCGCCAUUGGUUUUUAUAUGAUUUAAGUGUCCCAUUACACUCCUGUCUAACUGUGGAGGGACAUUUCUAGACGUCUCCAGAUUUCUUGGCUUAGCUUCUAGCUCUACUAACCAUCUUGCUUGCUUUAAAACCUCCCGGGACUGGACCAUAUUCUCCCUCACAUUACUCACACCCUUUGUUGGGUAUGGCAGUGAAGGCCCCUCUGACUAUUAAUCUACUUCUAAGCAUGAUACGGUAACAACUCUCAGCAAUUCAACGCAUUGGUAGUUUCCUGCUGAAUGAUGGGGGACACAUAUACGUUUUUGCUCUACUGCUAACUAUAACUUUUAGGCCUUAGUUCUCACUCAAUGCUCACAACCACAGCUACAGUAUGACUCCCAACAGUAAGAUGGUAACUGUUUUGAAAGGUAUGUUGCCUUCAACUUAGAUUAUAAGAAAAUGGCAAUCCCCAAACAGCCAUUUUUACACACCAGCAUGCCCCUAAACCUUGGACCCCUCUUCUUGUUGAUGACUGAAUAGCCUAAUUAGUAGUACUCUCAAGGUCUAUAUACCUUACACGUGUCGUGUGGUUGUCAGUUCCAGUACAGCAUGUCUCGGUCUGCAUGGGACGUUUUUCAGUGAGGCUUGUGAGGUGUGAUGUUUGUAUUUGUGCAUUGUGCAGCCAGGCAGGUACUGCAUUUUCUAGACGUGAUUGGCACCUAAAGCUUUGUUUGCCACCUAUGUUGUGGUCGGUGCUGUGCUGUCGCUAGAGUUCAGAGGCAGUCAAUCAGUCGGUGUGUUGCUGUAGUGAUUGACGUUGUGUGGUGAAGUCGAAGUUUGGGUGCUUCUCGCAAACAAAAUCAAAGUUAAAAUAACAAGCCGGUGGCUUAGCACGCUAGGCCGCUGCCUCCGGCAAACGUCUACAGUGUCGGCAUAUGUUCGAAUCCAGCCUACUGCCCUUAGACACAACCUCCCCUAUCUUUCCCCACUGUCAUCCUCUCUCUAUAAUGUCAAAAACUUGAUAUAUUUAAAAAAUCCAAAAUAAAAAGCCUGUUGUUCGUCAGAGGUGUUCCAUUUGUUUGCUUGCAGCGGAGUGUGCAACUGAAAUGUUCUAGCUUAGCAAACACCAAACCACCACUGUCUGAUCAAUUUAAUUAAGUGUUGGGAGGGUUCCCAGUGGUUGAUGCCUGCCCUGGCUGCAGACAGUCAUGAUGGUGGCCUGUGGUAUGCAGAGAUGGUGGAAACAUUACCAAACUAUCUCGGUGUUACAUUCACACAAGCAGUUUUCCAUAACUAGGUAGCUAGCUAUCAUCUUUCAAGCGAACUUGGCUGUGGUUGCCACACCUGGCAAAUUUUGCUAUCUGUAGUUAGUUGGAAAAUCAUCUUAUUAAGGCCGUUUGGAAAACCGUUUGUUCACGUAAGCUUCCAAGUCGUAAAUACAAGUUGCAAUAAUCUCUGUACCCUGAGUUCUUCGACACGUUAAACUGACUUUACCUUCUAAGGAAAUUACUUUGGCAAUUAUUUUAAAACAAAUAUUAUUUAUCAAAAACAAUCAAUGUACAGUAGGGGAAAAAAGUAUUUAGUCAGCCACCAAUUGUGCAAGUUCUCCCACUUAAAAAGAUGAGAGAGGCCUGUAAUUUUCAUCGUAGGUACACAUCAACUAUGACAGACAAAAUGAGAAAGAAAAUUCCAGAAAAUCACAUUGUAGGAUUUUUAAUGAAUUUAUUUGCAAAUUAUGGUGGAAAAUAAGUAUUUGGUCAAUAACAAAAGUUUCUCAAUACUUUGUUAUUUACCCUUUGUUGGCAAUGACACAGGUCAAACGUUUUCUGUAAGUCUUCACAAGGUUUUCACACACUGUUGCUGGUAUUUUGGCCCAUUCCUCCAUGCAGAUCUCCUCUAGAGCAGUGAUGUUUUGGGGCUGUCUCUGGGCAACACGGAUUUCAACUCCCUCCAAAGAUUUUCUAUGGGGUUGAGAUCUGGAGACUGGCUAGGCCACUCCAGGACCUUGAAAUGCUUCUUACGAAGCCACUCCUUCGUUGCCCGGGCGGUGUGUUUGGGAUCAUUGUCAUGCUGAAAGACUCAGCCACGUUUCAUCUUCAAUGCCCUUGCUGAUGGAAGGAGGUUUUCACUCAAAAUCUCACGAUACAUGGCCCCAUUCAUUCUUUCCUUUACACGGAUCAGUCGUCCUGGUCCCUUUGCAGAAAAACAGCCCCAAAGCAUGAUGUUUCCACCCCCAUGCUUCACAGUAGGUAUGGUGUUCUUUGGAUGCAACUCAGCAUUCUUUGUCCUCCAAACACGACGAUUUGAGUGUUUACCAAAAAGUUCUAUUUUGGUUUCAUCUGACCAUAUGACAUUCUCCCAAUCCUCUUCUGGAUCAUCCAAAUGCACUCUAGCAAACUUCAGACGGGCCUGGACAUGUACUGGCUUAAGCAGGGGGACACGUCUGGCACUGCAGGAUUUGAGUCCCUGGCGGCGUAGUGUGUUACUGAUGGUAGGCUUUGUUACUUUGGUCCCAGCUCUCUGCAGGUCAUUCACUAGGUCCCCCCGUGUGGUUCUGGGAUUUUUGCUCACCAUUCUUGUGAUCAUUUUGACCCCACGGGGUGAGAUCUUGCGUGGAGCCCCAGAUCGUGGGAGAUUAUCAGUGGUCUUGUAUGUCUUCCAUUUCCUAAUAAUUGCUCCCACAGUUGAUUUCUUCAAACCAAGCUGCUUACCUAUUGCAGAUUCAGUCUUCCCAGCCUGGUGCAGGUCUACAAUUUUGUUUCUGGUGUCCUUUGACAGCUCUUUGGUCUUGGCCAUAGUGGAGUUUGGAGUGUGACAGUUUGAGGUUGUGGACAGGUGUCUUUUAUACUGAUAACAAGUUCAAACAGGUGCCAUUAAUACAGGUAACGAGUGGAGGACAGAGGAGCCAGAAAUCUUGCUUGUUUUAGGUGACCAAAUACUUAUUUUCUACCAUAAUUUGCAAAUAAAUUCAUAAAAAAUCCUACAAUGUGAUUUUCUGGAUUUUUUUCCCUCAAUUUGUCUGUCAUAGUUGACGUGUACCUAUGAUGAAAAUGACAGGCCUCUCUCAUUUUUUUAAGUGGGAGAACUUGCACAAUUGGUGGCUGACUAAAUACUUUUUUUCCCCACUGUACAUGCUUUUUGAACACUACUAUUUGGCGUGCAUGAUAGCUGUACUUAAGCAUUCUCAACAAGUUCGAAACACAUGAAUGGACGCAACUCGUUGCUCCAAGUUUUACAAGUUGUAUACCAGAAAACUCAGAUUGGACAUAAAUGUGGCAUUAGCAAGCUAGCUAGCUACAUAGCUUGUUGUUGGCUACAUCUCAUACAGUAAAUUUGUUUUGCAUUAGCUAAUGUUAGCCAUAAUUAGCUAGCAUCGUAACGCUCCAUAAAUGUCUACUUUGCUUAUUUGCUAGUAUCAAAUCCCAUGUUUUUAAAAGAGUUAACAAAAUCAACAAACCUGGUCCCUUAAGUCUGUUUAUGGCAUGAAAUUAAUGAAAUAGUACCAAGUCAUAGCAAAGUUAGCUACGUGCUGCCACACAUCACCAGCAAAAGAUACUAGCGGCGCUAGUAGCGCUAUUUACUGUAUCUGAGUGUUGUAGGCGAACUCUGCUUCACAGAGUGUAAUUCGAGAAAAGGACAUCUUAUUGUCUUCGAGAACCACCCACAGUUCAGCUUCGAUUAUAGUUUGCAGACCCCUUCGAUGUGUUUGAGUGAGUAGUGGUAGAGAUGGCCCCCAUGUCCAUGAUGGGGGCAUGAGUCACUAACCUUUUCCGGGUCUCUCGCCCCUGAUGCCUCCUUCAGACCUGGCAAUGUUCAAGGACCGUCUCAGUAUUCUAACUGUCGGAGGUAUGGAAACAUAAGUCACCCUGUAGUUCUGUCCCUCUAUCUUUGUGCUUGAAUAUUUGCUUUUUGUAUUGUUCACGUAGAAUCUUCUGCUUUAUCUUUCUCACGUGUUUUUUCCUGUCUUUUCAGAGUAGAAUGCACUUGAUAAACAACUAGUGAUUGGGGAAGAAAUCGAUGCAGUUACAUAUCGUGAAAUUAUUUUUGACAAUGUAUAGUUUUGAGAAUAUUGCAAUAUUAUUUUUGCGCAGUUGGCAGUACCUGCACCCAAACUGCACCCAAAGUUCAUAGCUAGUUCUCCGUCUUCUUUUUAAAUAGGGAACCAAUUUUUUUCAGCACUUAUUUCCAUGACUGAUCAAAACUCAUUUUCUCAUGGCUCUCUUGUCCCUAUGCAGCAGACAUAUGGUGAGCAAUAUGUUUGGGAUAAUAUCGUAUCGUGAGGUCCCUGGCAAUUCCCAGCCCUAUAAACAACUUCUAGUAUUCUCGUUGGAACGUUUGGUUAUUUAUCAGAUGAUUGGAUGCUAAGCCAUUAAGACAGUCGCCCUGAAACAAAGACUGAGAAAGAUAAAGAGCCUCUCUCUGUAGCAGCCCUAGUGUUUGGGUGCCGAGCACACGGAUGUCAUAAGACAAUAAGCUCCUCUAUGUCAUUGUACUUUUUACAUUUAGUGCCAUGUGUUUCUCAGUCCUGCCAUAGUCCUCCUAUAGUGCUUUCUUGUCGUAGCUCCAGCUGAGUAGACACUGGGGGUGGAGUAGUCAAUAGGCUUAUUUAAAUCUAUCUACAGUGCCUUCAAAAAGUAUUCAUACCCCUUGACUUAUUCCACAUUUUGUUGUGUUAUAGCCUGAAUUCAAAAUUGAUUAAAUAUAUAUUUUUUACCCAUCUACACACAAUACCCCAUCAUGACAAAGUGAAAACAUGUUUUUAUAAAUGAAAUACAAAAAUAUCGAAUUUACAUAAGUACUCACACCCCUGAGUCAAUAGAUGUUUUUUAAAUUCUUCAAGCUCUGUCAAGUUGGUUGUUGAUCAUUGCUAGACAGCCAUUUUCAAGUAUUGCCAUAGAUUUUCAAGCCAAUUUAAGUGAAAACUGUAACUAGGCCUCUCGGGAACAUUCAAUGUCGUCUUGGUAAGCAACUCCAGUGUAUAUUUGGUCUUGUGUUUUUAGGUUAUUGUCCUGCUGAAAGGUGUAUUUGUCUCCCAGUGUCUGUUGGAAAGCAGACUGAACCAGGUUUUCCUCUCGGAUUUUGCCUGUGCUUAGCUCUAUUCAGUUUCUUUUUAUCCUUAAAAACUCCUUAGUCCUUGCUGAUGACAAGCAUACCCAUAACAUGAUGCAGCCACCACCAUGCUUGUAAAUAUGAAGAGUGGUACUCAGUGAUGUGGUGUUGGAUUUGCCUCAAACAUAACACUUUGUAUUCAGGACAUAAAGUUAAUUUCUUUGCCACAUUUUUUCCAUUUUUACUUUAGUGCCUUAUUGCAAACAGGAUGCAUUUUUUGGAAUAUUUGUAUUCUGUACAGGCUUCCUUUUUUUUCACUCUGUCAUUCAGGUUAGUAUUGUGGAGUAAUUACAUUAUUGUUGAUCCAUCCUCAGUUUUCUCCUAUAACAGCCAUUACACUCUGUAACUGUUUUAAAGUGACCAUUGGCCUCAUGGUGAAAUCCCUGAGUGGUUUCCUUUCUCUCCGGCAACUGAGGUAGGAGGGACGCCUGUAUCUAUUGUAUUGACUGGGUGUAUUGACAAACCAUCCAAAGUGUAAUUAAUAACUUCACCAUGCUCAAAGGGAUAUUCAAUGUCGGCUUUUUUAUUUUUUAUUUAUCUUCCAAUAGGUGCCCUUCUUUGUGUGUGUGGGGUACAGAGAUGAGGUAGUCAUUCAAAAAUAAUGUUUAAGACUAUUAUUGCACAUAGUGAGUCCAUGUAACUUAUGUGACUUGUUAAGCUAAUUUUGACUCCUGAACUUAUUUCGGCUUGUAUUCAAAGGGGUUGAAUACUUAAGACAUUUCAGCUUUUCAUUUUUAAUUAAUUUGUAAAAACUUCUACAAACAAAAUUCUACUUUGACAUUAUGGGGCAUUGUGUGUAGGCCAGUGACACAAUCUACAUUUAAUCCAUUUUAAAUUCAAGCUGUAACACAACAAAAUGAGGAAAAAGUCAAGGGGUGUGAAUACUGUAAUACAUAAGUGUUAAUGUUGUAGUUGAUGUUUGGUUACUAGGGGAUGAAAAAACACAUGUGUGAUACCUAGUAAUAUUCCUCUCAAACUGUGGCGAAUUUUGUUUACAUUGUCUGGAGGAACAUUUCAACCACAAACUCAGUUGGUUCGCUAUCGGAAGAAAUUAUAAAUUUAUUCUCUUGUAAAACCAACAUUCUCAAAAGUGUGUAUCUGCUUCCACUUUGUGUUUCAGAAUCUGAUUGCGUAUCACAUUUUAGAGCUGACAAACAUUGGGAGAGUGGUAAUAAUCAACUCAUUCGUCAUAACAUGCACCCAAAUGCUCUCGUAAUUGCCUUACGCUUGGUUUUUGGGAAUGUACACUAAAGUUAUUGCAUUUCACUGCUUGCACUACGACAAACUGUAGAAUAGCAGGAUUCUGCCUUUGGAUAACUGCGAUUUUGAAGUCCUCACUGACCCUCGUUGCACCCAGAUGAUGCUUUUGCGCAGCUGCAUGAUGCUUUGGCCCAGUGUAAUGCGAGAAGAGGGCUCCCAUGGAACCGCCGUGGGUCACACUGUCUCACACACAGUAUAAACAUGACGUGUGCUGUCUCGCUCGUGAUGGCAAUGACCUGGUCAUUGGGGAGCCACGUCUUGUCUCUCCACUUGGCAGCGGAGAAUGUGUAUGCCUUGCAGUGUGCUGCUGCUGUCUGUCUGUGGCGUUAAGGAGCAGCCAUGUUGUUGCUGCCUUGUGGGCUGGCAGUUUUGUUGUAGACGUGAACUUGCAGUCAGUGUGCAGAGUCUGCAAGAAGCUGCUCUCCCUGUCCUUGGAGAAGCUCCACUACUGCAGGUCAGCACUUCGGUCAGGUCAGCUAAAUGCUGUUUGUUUCUGAUGCCACAGUGUUAUAGGACCCCCAUAGUUUGUCCUCCUUCCUGUCCAGUCGUUUGAAGCUUUGUUCUGUCCCCUGAGCUUAUUCUUCUUUGCUUGGAUACUCUUCAGUAUUGCUCAAGUCUCCAUCCUUGACACACACACUUUCAGUAACACACAUGCACAAACCCACACACACAUUAUUUUUCAUUUUUAUCUCUGUCUUUCUUUGAGCUAUACUCUAUUCUAUGUAAUAUAAUCUAACUGCCAAUCUGUUGUAGCUAGAACUAUUAUUACAAUUAUUAAACUCAUUUCCUAUCACCAAUACUCAUAUUCAUUUUGUUUGCCGUUUAUGCAUCGACUAGCCAAGGCCAUAGUUGUUAUUUUUUUUGCAACGUUGUUGCCUUUCUCUUCUUUUCCUGAGGCAAUCAAAGAAACUGAGACGAUUCAUCUUAGAUUGACCUGACUUCUAUUUCAUUACCUUUUUGUCACUUGCAUUUUAACUAAGAGUUACCUCUACCAUAAAACAACAAGCAAUUUAAUUAGUUAUCCUCCUUGCCCAUAGAUGCCACACUACAAAUUCAGCUCAUGAAAUCUGAUUCUUACUUGAUUGCCUCAAAAUAUCUCUUAAUUGGCUUUCAUCUCCUGGAAAUCUUCACUUAACUUUAAGCAAGCAUUGACGUGUGUGGGUGGUUAGGUGUGUUUAACAUGUUCAUGUUUCCCCUACCAGCUAUUGUUUGUGUUUUUUUAACAGAUUUUCGAAUUGUGUCUGUACAUUUUGUAUGUAAGGUGCUUAUCCAGAGUAGGUUCAUGUCUUUGAAAAACAAAAUCUAAAGUCCUGUAUCUGGUGACCUAAAACUGAGGUAGCCUUGCCUUACUGCAUAGACAUGCUCCACCAAUCUGGGUAUUCUAGAUGCUAUCACCUUCUCCAUAUCCUCUCUAAUAGAGAAGCACUGAAACCAUAGAGACAUGGGCUCAUACUCGCAUCACCUGAAACAGCAUUUCGAAAUUAGCUUUGCAAAUGUUCAUCACAGUUACCAAUAUUUUCAAAGCGGAUUUAGUCCUACUUGAUUGACUGGAUCUUAAAGUGUAGAAGAACAUAUGCAAAAUUAUCAUUUUGGGUUCAAGUCAUAAGCGUUCUGCUAGACCCUGUAAAACCAGUAUAUGGACUGUUUAGGCCUGUGUUAUUAAAAUCGCCAUUGCUCAUCUACCAUCUCAGUUCAGCAAGGGCAGUUUUUAUUUUCCCCCCACAAAUAUAGCUCAUUCAAUGUCUUGUACUUGUUUUGUAACCACUGCUCCCCACUCAACCACGCUUUGUCUCACCCCCUUCAUUGUUGCGUGCCUCCCCCUCUGUCCUGUUCGUUUGCCUGUGAUGCUGCACUACCUUUGAUUUUGCUGCAUUAACGCCAUGUUGCCAUUAUGGUGCCAUCAACCAUAUGGCAUAUUCCUGUGUUUUAAUCCAUCAUCGCCCUCUUCUGUUUUUUGUUUUUCCAUGGUGGAUGUCUUUGUGGCCUACAUUCUUUCCCCCUGUGUUUCUGGUCUCUGGGUGUUUUCUCCUCUGGCCUGAAUAUCCCCACAUAUGCCCUCCUCCUCAACCCCCUCCCUCCUGCCCUUCUGGACGGUCUGCUGCCCCUGCAUGCUGAACAGGCUUCUAUGGACUGGAUGAGUCAGACUUGGACAAAGUGUUCCGCCUGCCUACCACCACCUUCAUCGGGGGCACUGAGACAGACUUGCCCCUGAGGGAGAUCAUCCGCCGCCUGGAGGUAUUCAAACUAAACCACACACACGUCUGUCUCUCAAAGAAGUUGGGUUCCUGCCAACCGUUUGUCUGGAAUGGGCGAAUAGUGUACAAUACAGGCUUAUUAGCCUUGUAAAGUGACAAGACACAUUGUCCCAUGUUUCAGAUGGCCUACUGCCAGCACAUUGGGGUGGAGUUCAUGUUCAUCAAUGACCUGGACCAGUGCCAGUGGAUCCGGGAGAAAUUUGAGAAGCCCGGCGUCAUGCAGUUCACCCUGGAGGAGAAGAGGACCCUGCUGGCCCGCAUGGUUCGCUCCACCAGGUCAGGGCAACACUCUACAACAAUUCACUCACCCCCACCUACGCAAACAUCAUAGUCAGCCAAUCAAUCAAUCAGAAUUAUUUAUAAAGCCCUUUUCACGUCAGCAGUUGUCCUUAAGUGAUUUUAGUCAUAGUGCUUGUCCAGAUUUCAGUCAUUGUACUAGUGUCACGAUACCAGAAUUUUGACUUUGAUACCAGGUUUAGUAUCACGAUACUCAAUACCAAAACUAUACUCGAUACCAAAAUGAUAACGCGGCAAAAAAAGAAAGCAGGGAGCAUGCCGAACAACCCUAGGCAAUAUCAGUAGCCUAGUCAAACUGCGCACUGUACCCAGCUUUGCGCCCUAACCAAAGCGAGGUAGGUGACCUGUUCCUGAUCUUGCACAUAUGCCCAGCACCUUCAGUAUUCAAAUGCUAAAAUGGCUUGCGCUGUAUUAGGCUUUAUUAGGUGAGUGACAACCUAUGUAAUUUGCCAGGUUAUUGUUAUCUAUGCGCUGUUCAAAAUUGUGUUUCGGUAAUAAAAGUAAGCUACUGAAGACAACUCAUCUGGCUAUACCUAGAUUUUAUUUUGAUUGUUCAGUUUCAUCGUCAGCAAUAACUUUGGUAGUUUUGCUUUAGCCCUUUGACGCGUACGAUCACAUAUUUGUGGUCAUGGAUGAGUGGUCCCUGCAGCGUACCAUCGCAAAUAUGUGAUUGGAAUGGUCGCAACAGAACGUAUGAUGCAACAAACGCGUCUAAACAGCAUUGUUGUCUGAAAAGCAUCUAAACAAUGUUUUGUAAUGGUGGAAAUGAAUGGUCUUUACACCUUUAUUACUCAAUUUCACCUUUUAUUGUAGAAGAUAAAUGUGAACAUCAUCCAAGCAUCAUACGGAAUACAUCCACAGCCAAACUCAAUCCGUAAACCAGUCUAACAGAUUGCGCUGACAAAAAAAACCCAUAAGGGAGCGACCUAACAGCUAGAAUUGUUUACAAUCUACCACAUCUCUGGUGAGCACAAGGGAGAAAUGUAAUGUUGUGUGUCAGCUAAGCUAACAGCGGCUAAAUUCUUUAUGAUGGCAGCCAUGUUUGUUUGUUUGUUUGUUUGACAAGCGAAAACUCCCUAAUCCCAGAAUGCCAUUCACUAUAAAAUGCAAAUAAUCAGUCAAAGAUGGCUGCGCCCAUUGCCCGAAUAAGAUCAACUUAGUUUGGCCACUUUUCAGCAUAUUACACAUCUUCAAUGGGCUUGUUAGUGUAUACAUUAGCCAGAGCACAUGAGUUGACAAGUCGUUUACAGUUUGACAAAUCACCUCACAGAUUAUCACCUCAAAUACAAGCCUACUGCCUAGCCUAGCCAUAGCGCGAAAGCUGAACAGGGUUGCCAGAUUUGGUGGGAAAUCAUUUUAGGGGGGGUUUGUAGUCAAUAAUACUUCUAUUUAUACAAAUGUAACCAUGUUUUGGAAGGAAAUCGAAAACUGGGCCACCCACGUCACAUUUGGCCCGUAGAUGAUGCUAAAGCAUAAACCUAGAUAAUCCUGUCUAGCGCCAUAGUUUACAAUAACCCAUUAUAUCUACAACCUCUCCUCACUCAUGCCGUGGUCUCUGCACACAAUAUAGCUGAUUACACGCACACACCAUUCAAUCUAAUCAUCCACACAAACUAUCUCACUUUGUUGUUUACAUGACUUGAUCCACCCGGAACUUACACAUCAAAAGGUUAAUAGCUGAAUAUAGCGGGAAGCAUUCAAACCUAUAGGCCCUGCAAGACCCCAAUGCAUUUAAAAACUACACCAUGUCCGGGCCAGUAGAUUUUUUUUGUUGUUGUUGCUGAGUUUAUGUCUAUGUGUAUGUACUAUGUAGGCAACUGAUCUGAGCCUUAAGGUAGACUAGGCAUCUACCACCCCACUACCACUAUCAGAUUAGGGGGGCGGAGGGGGGGGCAGCAAUGUAGCCUAUGUUUUUUGUCCACCCACUCCAAAAUCACCGACCUACUAAUCGUGUCAUUUUAGCAGAUUAAGUGUUUGAGCUAGUAAUGUAUUAAUAUUUACAGUUUACAAAUUAGCUAUGGCAUAGACAAUGAAUAUAUAGCACAACUUUGGGUUUCACCCCCACCUCAAAAUCGAAUGGUAUGGAAGUUUUUACAGAGUGAUCUUCUCUUCUCUUGUGUUGGCCAUGCAGUGCGCCUUGCAAAAGUCAUUGCUGUCCUCAUUAUUAAGUUAUCAACUUCACCAUUUGUAUCUAAAAAUUACCAUAUACACCUGAAUGUUCAACCCCCUCAAAGUCGAUUUGAUGCUCCCUAGCAUCACACAGUGACGUCAAUUUCUUUAUGCUAGAUACUUACUGUUUCUUAUAGUGGCUGCAGCUUAAUCCUCUCUUUCAGCCGAUAUCAAGCUUGUUCCUAUUCCGUAACAUGGGGCUUGUGAAAGCAGUAUUUUUUCACACAUGAGGAUUCGGACAAGAAAAUAAUCUCUAGAACCCGAACCGUUCGAGAUACAAACUAAUAUGUCACCAAUAUCGAAAGGGGAGACUCACGAAGGUGUCGGCUCUACGAUGCACACAACUUUCAGGAGAGUCGUCUGAAGGUAACCCAGUACCGGGCUGUAAAAAUGGCACAACAUGCAUAGGGGGUAUAGAGUGCCAUGAAUAACUUCACCAAACCUGAGUCUUAAUUAUUUAAUUGUGAUCGAAAGACUUAGAUGUUAAUCCUUAAGAAUCUGUUGACACACCCGUGCGUCAAUCUAAGUAACAUAUUUUAAAAAUCCUCAUCAAAAUUUGUCAGUUUAAGCUAGAGAUAUAUCUGUUUUAUUUUGCAUGGGCUGUGUCUCAAUCCACCGCAUCCACCUAUGGAUGCAUUCCGCAUCUGCGGUAGAAGGUGGCCAAGCUACAUCGGUGUUUGUCAGACCGUGAGACAUCCCAAAAAUCGUUCUACUCACGGUUUGGCCCCCCAAAAAAAACACUCUAUGGAAAGGUGACUCUCACAAACACGAUGGUGUUCUCCGUUUUGCUCUAUGACCCCCACGUGUCGUGUCACGGGACUCGUCUGAAGGUAACCCAUACAAAUGAAUGGAAGUAUGGAGACCGUUUUGUGCCAACAAAAAUAAGGGGUUAAAUAGGUGUACAAAAAAACUACAAUAUUUCCUGAGUUUUUGUAUAUCUCCUAGAUAUAGGACAGACACUUCAAAGCCUUAUUCCUUAUGAUUUAUUUUUUUGCUAUAUUUUAGCCAUUUAUGAAUGUGUUAUUCAAUGUGUUUCUAUGGGCUAUUAUACAACAGGUGGGUCUGAUCCUGAAUGCUGAUUGGUUAAAACCACAAUCCUGCCGGUGUCUGUUCCACAAGUUACCACCGGCUAAAUCUAUGACUUUAAAAUACCUAUUUACUCUGGUCCAUCUGACUGCGCAAUCCACUCUCAUCAGCCCAGCCAGGCACUUUAUAAACUUGAUCUCCACUAUAAAAAGCAUCUAGACAUUAUCUCACAUUUCUUUUAGACUAACAUUUAGUUUUCAACAGUGUAGAUUUGUAUAAAUCUUGCUGUCUGUCUCUCUGAAAUUUGCAACAUUGUUUCAAUAUUCCAUAGUAAUGAACGUGUCGGGAGUUGGGACGAGACAGAUGGGCAGGAAGCGUUUCUCAGCCAGUCGAAAUCAUGAAUCAGCUGGCAUCAUUAACAUUUUUGGAUAUACAGCUGCGGAAAAAAUUAAGAGACCACUGCUAAAUUAUUCGUUUCUCUUGUUUUACUAUUUAUAGGUAUGUGUUUGGGUAAAAAUAACAUUUUUGUUUUAUUCUAUAAACUACUGACAACAUUUCUCCCAAAUUCCAAAUAAAAAUAUUGUAAUUUAGAGCAUUUAUUUUCAGAAAAUGACAACUGGUCAAAAUAACAAAAAAGAUGCAGUGUUGUCAGACCUCGUAUAAUGCAAAGGAAAUAAGUUCAUGUUCAUUUUUAAACAACACAAUAGUAAUGUUUUAACUUAGGAAGAGUUCAGAAAUCAAUAUUUGGAGGAAUAACCCUGAUUUUCAAUCACAGCUUUCAUGCGUCUUGGCAUGCUCUCCACCAGUCUUUCACAUUGAUGUUGGGUGACUUUAUGCCACUCCUGGCGCAAAAAUUCAAGCAGCUCGGCUUUGUUUGAUGGCUUGUGACCAUCCAUCUUCCUCUUGAUCACAUUCCAGAAGUUUUCAAUGGGUUCAGGUCUGGAGAUUGGGCUGGCCAUGACAGGGUCUUGAUCUGGUGGUCCUCCAUCCACACCUUGAUUGACCUGGCUGUGUGGCAUGGCGCGUUGUCCUGCUGGAAAAACCAAUCCCUGAGCUGGGGAACAAUGUCAGAGGAAAAGGAAGCACGUUUUCUUCCAGGACAACCUUGUACGUGGCUUGAUUCAUGCGUCCUUCACAAAGACAAAUCUGCCCGAUUCUAGCCUUGCUGAAGCACCCCCAGAUCAUCACCGAUCCUCCAACAAAUGUCACAGUGAGUGCGAGACACUGUCUUGUAAACCUCUCCAGGUCUCCGUCUAACCAUUAGACAACCAGGUGUUGGACAAAGCUGAAAAUUGGACUCAUCAGAGAAGAUGACCUUACUCCAGUCCUCUACGGUCCAAUCCUUAUGGUUUUUUGCAAACCUCAGCCUGGCUCUUCUUUGCUUCUCAUUGAUGAAGGGAUUUUUUAUAGCUUUGCACGACUUCAGCCCUGCCCCUAGGAGCCUGUUUCGAACCAUCCUCGCCGUGCACUUCACCCCAGCUGCCAUUUGCCAUUCUUUUUGUUGGUCACUUGAUGUCAUCCUACAAAUGUUGAGUGACAUUCGAAUGAGUUGUCGGUCAUCCCGGUCAUUAGAGAGUCGCCCGGUCUGUAGCUUUGUUGUCUCCAAUGUCUGCUGCUUGACCUUUUUCUUUGAAAUUUUAAGGAUGGAAGCAACCUGACGCUCACUGUAUCCCUCUGCCAGUAAAGCCAGAAUUGAACCCUUUUCCUCACUCAACUUUCCUUUUCAACUCUUUUGGCAUGGUCAAUAGUUAUUUUUUUGAUUAAUAUUACUUUUGAGGUACUAUUAGCACUGUUUUUUGCCAUCCAGCUGGUCCUGUUGCAAGAGGAUAGUGAUGACCACAGCAGUGGUUUUUAUACUUUUCCUCGUUAAAUAAGAUUUGGUUCAGACGAUCACCUAAUCAGUACCUAAUUCAGUAGAAUGAGGUGUGCCUGUGUUGGAAUUCAACAGACACUGGAAUGGAAUUGCUGUCAUACAUGUAGAGAUGCUGAUUUAAGAAAAAUGUGCAGUGGUCUCUUAAUUUUUUCCAGAGCUGUAUAUACUAAAUGAAGUGCAGCUAGUUUGCAGUCUUUCCAGCUUCAGUUUGAAGUGAUUGUGUUGUUAGCUGUGUUGUUGGCUAGCUCCUCUGAACAACAGUGCCAUGAUGAGUGAGCACAUUUUCUAUGCCAGGUGAAAUUGCGCCUCAUUAGCUCAUUGUUAUGGAUGUAUCCAAAUAAAUGUCACUAGAAAACAGUUUAUGCAAAUGCAGCUUUUUGACGUGACUAAGUUAGCCGUAGUUGUCUAGCUAGCAAGCAAGGGAUAAGAACAUUGCCAGCCAGUAUGACAAUGGAACAUUUAGAACAAACGACUGGACACAGAACAAAAAGACUGAACGACUGGGUCGCGUCUCUGCCAACCGAACCGAUAGAACGAACGACCAGCUGGCUUGGGUAGCAACCCUAGAUGUGUCAGGACUAUAUCUUGUGGAAGGAUGAAAUAGUAUGAAUAAAUUAAUCAAAAUAAAGUUUUUUAUGAUAUGUCAAUCAUUAUUUGAAUAUGUUGGUAACCCGUUGUAUAAAAGUGACAAUGCCCUCGAAGGAUAUAUUGGCACGGUUUGCCGGACCUCGACUUAGUCUUGGGCAUAACACUCGUGCCAAUGUAUCCUCCAAACAGUGACUUCGAGGGCAUUAUCACUUAAUAGUAUUGCAGAAUAUUAUCAAAUCAUUUUAACAUAUUUUAUUUGUUUGGGAUACCUAAAGGGGUCCUAAAAUUCUAAAUGAAAUAGCUAAAUGAUCCAUGGUAUGACCAUCUUAAAAUACAGAAGUUUCGAUAUACUGUGCUACUCUACAUUGUACCAAUCCUACACACUAAUAUCAUAGGAGAUUUCUGGAGUCCUUCUCUCCAAAGGGAUAUGGCUAUGUGCUGACGUCGUACGCUGUGUACCGCAGGUUCGAGGAGUUUCUCCAGAGGAAGUGGUCGUCAGAGAAGCGCUUCGGCCUGGAGGGCUGCGAGUCUCUGAUCCCCGCCCUCAAGACCAUCAUCGACAAGUCCAGCGAGAAGGGUGUGGAGAACAUUGUUAUGGGCAUGCCACACAGGUGGGUAACAACAGGAACACGGGAGGGAAUGCUUGAGUUUCUGCAAAAUGGUUUCACUGUCUGCCUUCUCUGACAAGUGCUCCUCGUCUUCUAGGGGUCGUCUGAAUGUGCUGGCCAAUGUCAUCCGCAAGGAGCUGGAGCAGAUCUUCUGCCAGUUUGACUCCAAGCUGGAGGCUGCUGAUGAGGCGAGUCCCAUCUAGCCCAACCACUGCACAGCAAUUCUCGACUCUGUAAUCAAUCCAAUACAACUGCUUCCAGUGUGUUUCUGACUGUUGUUGUUUCAGGGCUCUGGAGAUGUGAAGUACCACCUGGGUAUGUACCACAGGAGGAUCAACCGCGUGACUGACCGCAACAUCACCCUGUCCCUCAUGGCUAACCCCUCCCACCUAGAGGCCGUGGACCCUGUGGUGCAGGGCAAGACCAAGGCCGAGCAGUUCUACUGUGGAGACACCGAGGGACACAAGGUACCAACCCACUGACUGACACUGCUGGUUUUGAACACAGUUUGAAUAGCGGCAUAUUUCUUUUCUCAGUGUUGGGGCGGUCGUUGUAAAGAUCAUUGUCCUUUUUUGUCCUGUAAAAAAUGCACCCUUUAGGUUCGAUCCCGGGUUUCAUCAGCAACAAAAAGAAAAAAAGAAAUGCACCUUUUUUCUGUCCUUCACAUACACUGAUAUGAAACUAUGUUUUCCACCAUAUCGGUUUCACCAAUCCGACUUUAUCUAAUGCGUUAUUACCUUAAAGAAUGGGUUAUAAAUGGUGUGCAUUUGAAGUUGGAAUGUUUGUGUUCCAGGUGAUGUCUAUCCUGAUGCACGGUGACGCUGCCUUCGCCGGCCAGGGCGUCGUGUACGAGACCUUCCAUCUCAGCGACCUGCCCUCCUACUCCACCCACGGCACGGUGCAUGUGGUCGUCAACAACCAGGUGCGGACACACACUCACACCAAGCUAACCACAGACCACACCUGGUCUGGAGAAGAUAUAAAUAGACUUUGUUCCACGUGGGUUUCAGCCAUGCUAGGAAACCAAUAGUGGUGUGGAUGGAUGGCAUGCUAACCCUAUCACCCCCGUCUACCCCCAGAUUGGCUUCACCACUGACCCUCGUAUGGCACGGUCCUCUCCGUACCCCACUGACGUGGCCAGGGUGGUCAAUGCUCCCAUCUUCCACGUCAACGCUGACGACCCUGAGGCUGUGGUGUACGUGUGCAACGUGGCGGCCGAGUGGAGAGCCACCUUCCACAAGGACGUGGUGGUGGACCUGGUGAGUAAGAGUUCCCCACUACCUGGAAAAUAUAGUUAAGUUCAACUCACUCUGGUAAUAGGAUUGGAUGAACUUUAAUGUCCCCAAGAGGAAAAUUGUCUUUGACACACAGUAAUGCUGUAUACAAAUUAAACAUUACACACUAAACAUAAUACAUACAUUGCACGUUACUCAUGUCACACACACAGUACACACACAUUACACAUAGAGGUUAGGGGAAAUAAAUAGGAAAAUCAGUCUUCUUACUCACAUAUGCAGGAGUACCAGUGUAACCCCCGCCUUAUGACACAGCAGCCAUCAGUAUCAGUGUGUGUGCGGUUUUGUGUGUAUCAAGCAGCAGCAAUAAUGUUUGUGUGUUGGCAGGUGUGCUACCGGCGAUUGGGCCACAAUGAGAUGGAUGAGCCCAUGUUUACCCAGCCCCUGAUGUACAAGCAGAUCAAGAAGCAGAAGGGAGUGAUGCAGAAGUAUGGCGAGAAACUAAUCGCAGAGGGCGCCGUCACGAGACAGGAAUACGAGGUCAGGGCUUGACCGCUCUGGCCCGAUCACUCACAGCACACACACACACACACACACACACACUACUACAUAGGUCACCAUAAGACUAUUCUAUCUCCACGUCUGCCCCCAUUCCCAUCUCCCUCUCUCUCUCUCUCUCUCUCUCUCUCUCUCUCUCUCUCUCUCUACAGGAGGAGAUAGCCAAGUAUGAUAAGAUCUGUGAGGAGGCACAUGUUCGCUCCAAGGAUGAGAAGAUCCUCCACAUCAAGCACUGGCUGGACUCUCCCUGGCCUGGUGAGUGUGCUAACUGCUCAGACACAUACUAGGGGUGUGAAGGUUUAAACUAAAUUGAGAUCGUUAAAUAAAAAAUCCUUAACCGAAAAACUGAUAUAUAGCACUCCACACGUCAUCGUCGUUAACGGUUGAAAUAAUGUCAGGGAAAAUCAAGCAACAGCAGCAAAGUCAUGUAUGGCAAUACUUUGCAAUACAAAUUUGCUUGGUGGAAUUGAGGUACAGUAAUGGUAGUACAGGUGCGAUGCUUAACCAUCUGAAAGGGACGCACCAUGAGACUCAAACCGUUGCUGGCAGAAGCACAGGCCCCCACAACAACAGACAUUAGACAGCUUCACAGAAAAGAAGUGAGAAAAUCACAGCGCUGGUUACAGAAAUGAUUGUAGUUGAUAUGCAGCCAUUGUCAAUGGUUGAGGAUGUCUGCUUCAAUGCCUUGAUGGCAUAUCUAAAAGCAGACUACAACAUGCCAUGUCAAAAAAAUUUGAUGGCCCGGGUGGACAUUUUUUACAACGAUUGCUCUACAAUUACAAAAUAGAGCUCGCCAGCUUAUAGUCCUAAAACACGGAAAUUAGUUAGCCAUGGCUUGUUGGUCAAAGCCUUUGGGGAAAUUAAUGGGAUUUUUGUAGGGUUUUUGGAUGAACACCGAAAAUUAGGUCUGAGGUUAACCCCCCUAGAGUCGAUGUCCGCUCCCCCGCGGAAAUCUAAUUAGCAUAAUAAAAAAUAAAAAACAUACAGUGAGUGGAAAAAAGUAUUUGAUCCCCUGCUGAUUUUGUACGUUUGCCCACUGACAAAGAAAUGAUCAGUCUAUAAUUUUUAUGGUAGGUUUAUUUGAACAGUGAGAGACAGAAUAACAACAACAAAAUCCAGAAAAACGCAUGUCAAAAAUGAUGAAUUGAUUUGCAUUUUAAUGAGGGAAAUAAGUAUUUGACCCCCUCUCAAUCAGAAAGAUUUCUGGCUCCCAGGUGUCUUUUAUACAGGUAACGAGCUGAGAUUAGGAGCACACUCUUAAAGGGAGUGCUCCUAAUCUCAGCUUGUUACCUGUAUAAAAGACACCUGUCCACAGAAGCAAUCAAUCAAUCAGAUUCCAAACUCUCCACCACGGCCAAGACCAAAGAGCUCUCCAAGGAUGUCAGGGACAAGAUUGUAAACCUACACAAGGCUGGAAUGAGCAACAAGACCAUCGCCAAGCAGCUUGGUGAGAAGGUGACAACAGUUGGUGCGAUUAUUCGCAAAUGGAAGAAACACAAAAGAACUGUCAAUCUCCCUCGGCCUGGGGCUCCAUGCAAGAUCUCACCUCGUGGAGUUGCAAUGAUCAUGAGAACGGUGAGGAAUCAGCCCAGAACUACACGGGAGGAUCUUGUCAAUGAUCUCAAGGCAGCUGUGAUCAUAAUCACCAAGAAAACAAUUGGUAACACACUAUGCCGUGAAGGACUGAAAUCCUGCAGCGCCCGCAAGGUCCCCCUGCUUAAGAAAGCACAUAUACAGGCCCGUCUGAAGUUUGCCAAUGAACAUCUGAAUGAUUCAGAGGAGAACUGGGUGAAAGUGUUGUGGUCAGAUGAGACCAAAAUCGAGCUCUUUGGCAUCAACUCAACUCGCUGUGUUUGGAGGAGGAGGAAUGCUGCCUAUGACCCCAAGAACACUAUCCCCACCGUCAAACAUGGAGGUGGAAACAUUAUGCUUUGGGGGUGUUAUUCUGCUAAGGGGACAGGACAACUUCACCGCAUCAAAGGGACGAUGGACGGGGCCAUGUACCAUCAAAUCUUGGGUGAGAACCUCCUUCCCUCAGCCAGGGCAUUGAAAAUGGGUCGUGGAUGGGUAUUCCAGCAUGACAAUGACCCAAAACACACGGCCAAGGCAACAAAGGAGUGGCUCAAGAAGAAGCACAUUAAGGUGCUGGAGUGGCCUAGCCAGUCUCCAGACCUUAAUCCCAUAGAAAAUCUCUGGAGGGAGCUGAAGGUUCGAGUUGCCAAACGUCAGCCUCGAAACCUUAAUGACUUGGAGAAGAUCUGCAAAGAGGAGUGGGACAAAAUCCCUCCUGAGAUGUGUGCAAACCUGGUGGCCAACUACAAGAAACGUCUGACCUCUGUGAUAGCAGAGGGGUCAAAUACUUAUUUUCCUCAUUAAAAUGCAAAUCAAUUUAUAACAUUUUUGACAUGCGUUUUUUCUGGAUUUUUUUGUUAUUAUUCUGUCUCUCACUGUUCAAAUAAACCUACCAUUAAAAUUAUAGACUGAUCAUGUCUUUGUCAGUGGGCAAACAGGCUACACCCUAAUAUUACCCCUGUGUUUUGCUCUAGGAUGCCCACAGGCCUCAAGACUCGUCUGAAGGUCCCCCGGUACUAGUUGAAAAAAUAAAUGGAAGUAUAUAUGGAGACUGUUUAGUGCCAAAGAAUAAGGGGUUAAAUAAAUAAAUUUAGUACUAAUGUUAGUACUCUAGAGGCAAAAAAAUAGCUUUCAGCAGAAAUCGCUGCAGAAAAUAAAAACAAUCCCUGCAGAUUCGGUUUGGUCAUGGGUGACCCCAAUGAAUCAGUGACCACUUCAUCAUGGGAUGAUUGAGUCUCUGAGCCCUCAGCUGUUUCCAUAUUUACCCCUGUCCUCUCUGAGGUCUCCCUGAGGACAGGCUGGCAGUCCUUCACAGCGAAGUUUCUAUCAGUCUGACCCUGUUCCUCACUAAAUCAAAUCUAAUUUUAUUUGCCACAUGCGCUGAAUACAACAGGUGUAGACCAUACGGUUAAAUGCUUACUUACAAGCCCUUAACCAAUGCAGUUUUAAGAAAAAUAAGUGUCAAGGAAAAAAUAGAUAAGUAAAAAAUAAUUAAAAUAAAAUAACAGUAGGGGAAAAAGUAUUUGAUCCCCUGCGUUUGCCCACUGACAAAGACAUUAUCAGUCUAUAAUUUUAAUGGUAGGUUUAUUUGAAAAGUGAGAGACAGAAAAACAACAAAAUAAUCCAGAAAAACGCAUGUCAAAAAUGUUAUAAAUUGAUUUGCAUUUUAAUGAGGGAAAUAAGUAUUUGACCCCUCUGCAAAACAUGACUUAGUACUUGGUGGCAAAACCCUUGUUGGCAAUCAGAGGUCAGACGUUUCUUGUAGUUGGCCACCAGGUUUGCACCCAUCUCAGGAGGGAUUUUUGUCCCACUCCUCUUUGCAGAUCUUCUCCAAGUCAUUAAGGUUUCGAGGCUGUUUCGAGGGAUUAAGGUCUGGAGACUGGCUAGGCCACUCCAGGACCUUAAUGUGCUUCUUCUUGAGCCACUCCUUUGUUGCCUUGGCCGUGUGUUUUGGGUCAUUGUCAUGCUGGAAUACCCCAUCCACAACCCAUUUUCAAUGCCCUGGCUGAGGGAAGGAGGUUCUCACCCAAGAUUUGACGGUACAUGGUCCCGUCCAUCGUCCCUUUGAUGCAGUGAAGUUGUCCUGUCCCCUUAGCAGAAAAACAUCCCCAAAGCAUAAUGUUUCCACCUCCAUGUUUGACGAUGGGGAUGGUGUUCUUGGGGUCAUAGGCAUCAUUCCUCCUCCUCCAAACACGGCGAGUUGAGUUGAUGCCAAAGAGCUCGAUCUGACCACAACACUUUCACCCAGUUCUCCUCUGAAUCGUUCAGAUGUUCAUUGGCAAACAUCAGACGGGCCUGUAUAUGUGCUUUCUUGAGCAGGGGGACCUUGCGGGCGCUGCAGGAUUUCAGUCCUUCACGGCGUAGUGUGGUACCAAUUGUUUUCUUGGUGACUAUGGUCCCAGCUGCCUUGAGAUCAUUGACAAGAUCCUCCCGUGUAGUUCUGGGCUGAUUCCUCACUGUUCUCGUGAUCAUAGCAACUCCACAAGGUGAGAUCUUGCAUGGAGCCCCAGGCCGAGGGAGAUUGACAGUUCUUUUGUGUUUCUUCCAUUUGCGAAUAAUCGCACCAACUGUUGUCACCUUCUCACCAAGCUGCUUGGUAAUGGUCUUGUAGCACAUUCCAGCCUUGUGUAGGUCUACAAUCUUGUCCCUGACAUCCUUGGAGAGCUCUUUGGUCUUGGCCAUGGUGGAGAGUUUGGAAUCUGAUUGAUUGAUUGCUUCUGUGGACAGGUGUCUUUUAUACAGGUAACAAGCUGAGAUUAGGAGCACUCCUUUUAAGAGUGUGCUCCUAAUCUCAGCUCGUUACCUGUAUAAAAGACACCUGGGAGCCAGAAAUCUUUCUGAUUGAGAGGGGGUCAAAUACUUAUUUCCCUCAUUAAAAUGCAAAUCAAUUUAUAACAUUUUUUACAUGCGUUUUUCUGGAUUUUGUUGUUGUUAUUCUGUCUCUCACUGUUCAAAUAAACCUACCAUUAAAAUUAUAGACGUAUCAUUUCUUUGUCAGUGGGCAAACUUACAAAAUCAGCAGGGGAUCAAAUACUUUUUUCCCUCACUGUACAGGGCGUACCUGUACAGAGUCAAUGUGCGGGGGCACAGGUUAGUCGAGGUAAUUGAGGUAAAUGUACAGUCGUGGUCAAAAGUUUUGAGAAUGACACAAGUAUUGGUCUUCACAAAGUUUGCUGCUUCAGUGUUUUUAGAUAUUUUUGUCAGAUGUUACUAUGGUAUACUGAAGUAUAAUUACAAGCAUUCCAUAAGUGUCAAAUGCUUUUAUUGACAAUUGCAUUAAGUUAAUGCAAAGAGUCAAUAUUUCUAGUGCUGACCCUUCUUUUUCAAGACCUUUGCAAUCCGCCCUGGCAUGCUGUCAAUUAACUUCUGGGCCACAUCCUGACUGAUGGCAACCCAUUCUUGCAUAAUCAACGCUUGGAGUUUGUCAGAAUUUGUGGGUUUUUGUUUGUCCACCUGCCUCUUGAGGAUCGACCACAAGUUCUCAAUGGGAUUAAGGUCUGGGGAGUAUCCUGGCCAUGGACCCAAAAUGUAGAUGUUUUGUUCCCUGAGCCACUUAGUUAUCACUAUUGGAGCUCCAUCAUGCUGAAAAGGCAUUGCUCGUCACCAAACUGUUCUUGGAUGGUUGGGAGAAGUUUCUCUCAGAGGAUGUGCUGGUACCAUUCUUUAUUCAUGGCUGUGUUCUUAGGCAAAAUUGUGAGUGAGCCCACUCCCUUGGCUGAGAAGCAUCCCCACACAUGAAUGGUCUCAGGAUGUUUUACUGUUGGCAUGACACAGGACUGAUGGUAGCGCUCACCUUGUCUUCUCCGGACAAGCUUUUUUUCCAGAUGCCCCAAACAAUCGGAAAGGGGAUUCAUCAGAGAAAAUGACUUUACCCCAAUCCUCAGCAGUCCAACCCCUGUAUCUUUUGCAGAAUAUCAGUCAGUCCCUGAUGUUUUCUUUGGGGAUUAAGUUCAUUUUCAUGGCAAAGAGGGACUUUGCAAUUAAUUGCAAUUCAUCGGAUCACUCUUCAUAACAUUCUGGAGUAUAUGCAAAUUGCCAUCAUAAAAACAGAGGCAGCAGACUUUGUGAAAAUGUAUAUUUGUGUCAUUCUCCAAACUUUUGACCACAACUGUACAUGUGGGUAGAGUUAAAGUGACUGCUUAGAUAAUAAACAGAGUAGCAACAGUGUAAAAUAGGGGGUGGGGUGGAGGGACAAUGCAAAUAGUCAGGCUAGCUAUGAUUAGCUGUUCAGGAGUCUUAUGGCUUGGGGGUAGAAGCUGUUCUACGCUAUCAUCCAGAAGGCGCGGUCAGUACAGGUGCAUCAAAGCUGGGACGGAGAGAAUGAAAAACAUAGCCAUCACUAGCACAUUAGAGGCUGCUGCUGCCUAUUGAAAUCACUGGCUACUUUAAGAAAUGGAACACUAGUCACUUUAAUAAUGUUUACAUCUCUUGUACUACUCAUCUCAUAUGUAUAUACUGUAUUCUAUUCUAUAAUAUUCUACUGUAUCUUAGUCCAUGCCGCUCUGUCAUUGCUUGUCCAUAUAUGUAUAUAUUCUUAAAUUCCAUUCCUUACUAGAUUUGUGUGUAUUGGGUAUAUGUUGUGGAAUUGUUAGAUAUUACUGCACUGUCAGCUAGAAGCACAAGCAUUUUGCUACACCCGCAAUAACAUCUGCUAAACACGUGUAUGUGACAAAUAACAUUUGAUUUGAUUUGUUAAGAAGUCGUUUGGACCCAGACUUGGUGCUCCGGUACCGCUUGCUGUUCGGUAGCAGAGAGAACAGUCUAUGACUAGGUUGGCUGGAGUCUUUGACAAUUUUUAGGGCCUUCCUCUGAUACCGCCUGGUAUAGAGGUCCUGGAUGGCAGGAAGCUUGGUCCAAGUGAUGUACUGGGCCGUACGCACUACCCUCUGUAGUGCCUUGCGGUCGGAGGCCGAGCAGUUGCCAUACCAGGCAGUGAUGCAACCGGUCAGGAUGCUCUCGAUGGUGCAGCUGUGUGCUACUCUGUCUACUCUCUUCAUCCCUACGUGGCCUGUUGAUGAAUACUGGAUAAGAAUCCUCAUCAGCGCCCUCAUACUCAGCAUUUUGCUGCUUUUGCAGGGGUGGUUCCCUUCUCCACAGACCUCUACUCGGUGCUUGAACUCGUUCCUCAAAUGGUAGGGAGUUACAUGACGAGCAUAUUGCGACGCAAAACCCGGGCACUGCCUGUACCCCUCUCGGGUUUGACCUCAUACCACGUGUAUUUGGUCCUCCCAGUGGGAGCUUUCCCGGUCCCCCACGUUCCGACAUGUUCCUCACCAGUACACGAUCCUCUGAGGCCAGAACCGAACUCAUUUUCUUCCGAUCGUAGUAGGCUUUUCACUUUGCUGUUGAUUUCUCCAUGUUUCUUAUGGCAACGUCAUAGGCUUCUGCCAUUUGUUGCUGCCACUUCUUAGCAUAAUUACAUUUACAUUUUAGUCAUUUAGCAGGCGCUCUUAUCCAGAGCGACUUACAUUAUCUUUUUUUUAUUUUUUAAAUCCUGGUAUGAUUUCUCCUGUUCCUUUAUCUGUAACCCAAAGAGAAGUUCAACAGGUAGCAGUGGAGCCCUUCCGAAUAGCAGGAAAUAAGGUGAGAACCCAGUAGCAUCACUGGUGGUACAAUUAUAUUAAUGAAUGACCUUGUUUAGAUAAUCACCCCAGUUGUCCUUUUUUCUCUUCAUCUGGUGUGCGCAACAUUGACAAUCGUGUACGGUUAAAGCUCUCCACCAGAUUCCCCUGUGGAUGAUAUGGAGAGGUUCUGGAAUUGGCUAUUCCCGUACAGUUCUGCAGGUUCUGAAUAACUGAUUUUCAAACUCUCUUCCCUGAUCGUGAUGGAUUUUUGACACAAAGCCACAUUUUUGUGAAAAAGUCCUCAAAGCUUUUUUUUGCCUCAGUUUUCCCUGACUUAUUUCUGGUGGGGUAGGCUUGUGCAAAUGUUCUAAAAUAACUAAAAUGUACUCGUAGCCCCCUCUGCUUUUCUCCAAAUGCAGUCAAUUGAAAUAAUUUGGAAAGGAGCCGUAGACUGUACAUGUUGCAUUGGGGGCCUAGUUAUUACACUGGGUUUCUUUUGUUUGAUACACUCUUUAGUGAUAGUGUUCAAUGUCAUGUUGCAUGCACGGCAAAUAAAAGCAUUCUCAUGCUAAGUUCAACACUCUUUCUGUUCCUAGAUUUUAGUGUUCUGUACUGACUUGGUACCUCAAUUUGUGUGCUUUUUGCUGUUUUCCAUUAUAAUCUCUCUGGUGAGACUUGGAGCCUGUUCCACUCUUGCCGUAACUGUUUGACUUCGUAUGACUUGUGGUGUCGUGUGGGUGAGCGGUUUACUGAUGUCAACGUUGUGAACAGAGUGCCCCAUGGUGGCGGUGGGGUUAUGGUAUGGGUAGGCAUAAGCUACGGACAACGAACACAAUUGCAUUUUAUGGAUGGCCAUUUCAGUGCACAGAGAUACCGUGACGAAAUCCUGAGGCCCAUUGUCGUGUCGUUCAUCCGCCGCCAUCACCUCAUGUUUCAGCAUGAUAAUGCACUGUCCCAUGUCACAAGGAGCUGUACACAAUUCCUGGAGCUGAAAAUGUCCCAGUUCUUCCCUGGCCUGCAUACUCACCAGACAUGUCACCCAGUGAGCAUGUUUGGGAUGCUCUGGAUCGACGUGUACAACAGAGUGUUCCAGUUCACACCAAUAUCCAGCAACUUCGCACAGCCAUUGAAGAGUGGAACAACAUUCCACUGGCCACAAUCAACAGCCUGAUCAACUCUAUGCGAAGUAGAUGGGUCACGCUGCAUGAGGCAAGUGGUGGUCACACCAGACACGGACUGGUUUUCUGAUCCACAGCCCUACUUUUUUUUUUUUUUAAGGUAUCUGUCACCAACUGAUGCGUAUCUGUUCAUAUUUCCUUAUGAACUGUAACUCAGUAAAAUCAUAUUGCGCAAAUGUACAAAUAGCAUAACUUUUCUGUGUGUAGUCUUCAAUGGUAUACUGUGACAGAGCAGGUAAAUGUUGAAGUGGAACACAAAAAUGCGCUGAGAAGAUACUGGCCCGACACUUGUUUUUACUGGUCCCGGGCCAGGGGCCCAUCGUUAAUGUCGGACCCUGCAGUGUGUGUUGUAGGUUGUGAAUAAUGGGCCUGUUUGUGUGCAGGUUUUUUCAACCUGGAUGGCCAGCCCAAGAGCUUGACCUGCCCGACAACCGGCCUGACUGAUGAGGAGCUGAUCCACAUCGGACAAGUGGCCUCCUCAGUGCCAGUCGAAGACUUCACCAUCCAUGGUGGUAGGAAACUUUCUUAACCGUAACAUAAAUAUAACUUAAUAUGAUAUCAUGCAUCUCUUGAGGUAGGGAGGGCCAAAAGAGUGAACACAUGGCUUUUCAAUUACUGGCUUUAAACACACAUUUGAUGGCACCUUUUUGUUUUCUGUGCACACAGUAAAAUGUACACACAUUAAGAUUAGAGCAGUAUUAGGUGAGAACUGAUUACAAAAAGACUGCCCCGUUACCUGGUGACGAGCGUCUGGUUUGCUGCUCCUCCACAGGUCUGAGCCGUAUCCUGAAGGCCCGAGGGGAGAUGAUCAAAAACCGCACAGUGGACUGGGCCCUGGGGGAGUAUAUGGCCUUUGGCUCGCUGCUCAAAGAGGGCAUCCACGUUCGCCUCAGCGGCCAGGAUGUGGAGAGAGGCACCUUCAGGUGAGGAGAGGGAGAGAAGGGGGGAAAGAGUCUCUCGAUCUCAGACAAAACAAUGGUUUCCACUUUUGUGUGUAAACAGCCCUUUAUAGUGCACUACUUAAUUAUUUUUUUUACCUUGUACGGGGAGUCAUGCUGAGACCAAGGUCUCUUUCACAGAUGAGCCCUAUAUACACAUCAAUAUACACUAUUCACAUCCCAUACAUGAAAAGCAAAACACAAUCAUAGAAAACACACUCUUCAGUAAAAAUGUCCUCAAUCAGCUCUUUGAACUGCCCUAGAGGCACCAAUUCAGCCAACUUUAGAGAGCCUUGGAGAUUAUUCCACAAGUAAGGUGCAAAAAAACCUGAAAGCAGAUUUACCUAACUCAAUGGAGAUCGAAGGGAUCUCCAGAGUUAACCAUCCCUGAGACCGGGUCUGGUAUCUCGUACAUCUGUAAGUUAACAAUGAAGGAAGGUACGGCAGAAGUUUAUAAACAAAAAGAGUGCAUUGCAUUGACCUAUGAGACUUGAAAGUGGCCAGCCUACUUUCUGAUACAGAAUGCAGUGAUGUGUACUGAACCUAUCGCCUGUAAUAAAGCGUACUGCCCUGUGACAAACUGCGUACAAAGGCUUUAAUACAGUGGCAGCUGCAUUCAUAUAGACCCCGCAAACUCAACUCUGGACCUCGAAGCCAGUUCCACUGCUUUUUUUUAAUUGUUCCGCUCUAAUCAGGGACUGAUUUAGACCUGGGACACCAGGUGAGUGCAAUUAAUGAUCAAGUAGAACAGAAAACCAGAAGGCUCCGGUCCUUUAUGGAUGGCCAUUUCAGUGCACAGAGAUACCGUGACGAAAUCCUGAGGCCCAUUGUCGUGUCGUUCAUCCGCCGCCAUCACCUCAUGUUUCAGCAUGAUAAUGCACUGUCCCAUGUCACAAGGAUCUGUACACAAUUCCUGGAGCUGAAAAUGUCCCAGUUCUUCCCUGGCCUGCAUACUCACCAGACAUGUCACCCAGUGAGCAUGUUUGGGAUGCUCUGGAUCGACGUGUACAACAGAGUGUUCCAGUUCACACCAAUAUCCAGCAACUUCGCACAGCCAUUGAAGAGUGGAACAACAUUUUUUUCGUACAUUUUUGCGAUUUGGAGAAUAACAAAAAUAUAAACGCAACAUGGAAAGUGUUGGUUUCAUGAGCUGAAAUAAAAUAUUCCAGGAAUGUUCCAAUAUGUCAAAAAUCUUAUUAUUCUCAAAUUUUGUGCACAAGUUUGUUUACAUCCCUGUUAGUGAGCCUUUCUCCUUUGCCAAGAUAAUUCAUUCUUCUGACAAGCGUGGCAUAUCAAGAAGCUGAUUAAACAGCAAUGAUCAUGGAUCGACGUGUACGACAGCGUGUUCCAGUUCCCUCCAAUCCAGCAUCUUCGCACAGCCAUUGAAGAGGAGUGGGACAACAUUCCACAGGCCACAAUCAACUGCCUGAUCAACUCUAUGCGAAAGAGAUGUGUCGCGCUGCACGAAACAUGGUGGUCACAACAGACACUGACUGGUUUUCUGAUCCACGCCUGUACCUUUUUUUAAAGGUACUGUAUCUGUGACCAACAGAUGCACAUUUUUUUUUUAUUGACUAAUUUCCUUAUAUGAACUGUAACUCAGUAAAAUCUUUGAAAUGUUUCCAUGUUGCGUUUUAAUAUUUUUGUUCAGUAUACUUGGUUUUACCUGCAUUAAGUACCAAUUGCAGUUCAACAAAGGCUUUCUGCAAAGCAAUGAAGGCAGAUUGAAGCUCGGAAAGUGCCUGGUCAACCGUGGGGGCAAUAGCAAUCACAACAGUGUCAUCUGCAUACAGGUGUAUGUAUAAAAAUAAAUUGCAGAUAGAUCAACAUUGUUUAUAUAGACAUUAAAAUUACAGGACCUACAAUCGAUCCCUGUGGGACACCUUUCGUAAUAUCAAGGAAACCUGACUUAACACCAUCAGAAAAAACGCAUUGUGUCCUGUCUAGUAAUUUUCGAAUCAAUUACAUGAUGCCUGAUCCACACCGAUUACAGACAAUCUUUGAAUCAAUAAAAAGUGGUCAACAGUAUUGAAAGCCUUCGAUAAGUCAAUAAAGAGGGCAGCUCAGUGCUUCCUCCUAUCCAUACCCUUUACCACACCAAGGUUGCAGCAGAGAUGGCGCUUAUUACACUUUGUACUUGGAUUUCCUUUGAUCUUCUAUGUAGAAGAACCCCUUACCUUCUAACGACUCUUGUGAAGCUUGUGAAAGUUUGUGAGUCUCAGCUUUUCAUAGAUAGCUUUUAAUAGUUUGUUGCUCAAACCAUUCGGACUCUACAUACGUUUUUGUAAAAAGCCCCGGCAUCUUCGAGAGCCACCCUUGUCUCACCGCUCUAGCUCAGCUCCCGUUAAUCACACAGACUAAUGGUUGGUAUCUCAGGAUGCAGAAGAAAUAGACUAAUCCAAUGGUACAACCAAUUAUGUACAUACAGUACCAGUCAAAAGUUUGGACACGCCUAAUCAUUUUCUUUAUUUUUACUAUUUUGUACAUUGUAGAAUAAUAGAGAAGACAUCAACUAUGAAAUAACACAUAUGAAAUCAUGUGGUAACCAAAUGUGUUAAACAAAUCAAAAAUAUUAUAUAUUUGAGAUUCUUCAAAGUAGCCACCCUUUGCCUUGAUGACAGCUUUCCACACUCUUGGCAUUCUCUCAACCAGCUUCAUGAGGUAGUCACCUGGAACAUUUCAAUUAACAGGUGUGCGUUGUUAAAAGUUAAUUUGUGGAAUUUCUUUCCUCCUUAAUGCGUUUGAGCCAAUCAGUUGUGUUGUGACAAGGUAGGGGUGGUAUACAAAAGAUAGCCCUAUUUGGUAAAAGACCAAGUCCAUAUUAUGGCAAGAACGGAUCAAUUAAGCAAAGAGAAACGACAGUCCAUCAUUACUUUAAGACAUGAAGGUCAGUCAAUCCGGAAGACUUCAAGAACUUUGAACGUUUCUUCAAGUGCAGUCGCAAAAACCAUCAAGUGCUAUGAUGAAACUGUCUCUCAUGAUGACCACCACAGGAAAGGAAGACCCAGAGAGUUACCUCUGCUGCAGAUGAUAAGUUCAUUAGAGUUAACUGCACCUCAGAUUGCAGCCCAAAUAAAUGCUUCACAGAGUUCAAGUAACAGACACAUCUCAACAUCAACUGCUCAGAGGAGACUGCGUGAAUCAGGCCAUGGUCGAAUUGCUGCAAAGAAACCACUACCAAAGGACACCAAUAAUAAGAAGAGACUUGCUUGGGCCAAGAAACACAAACAAUUGACAUUAGACCGGUGGGAAUCAUUUCGUCCUUUGGUCUGAUGAGUCCAAAUUUGUGAUUUUUUGGUUCCAACUGCCGUGUCUUUGUGAGACGCAGAGUACCGCCAUUUCUCGCAUAAUUAAUUUUACAGACACAAAAGGAUCCCACCAUGUCGAACGAACAAAUGAUCUGUUGGCGUUUAUAAAAUUGUACUGGAACGUCCAGCUUCCAUCACAGCUGUCGUGAUUUUUUCUUAUACUGUAUGACUUUACUCACAUAAAAACUGGAUGGAAACAUGGUUAGUGACUCAAGCAAAUCAGCCGCAGGGUUUUUUAUUUUUUAUUUUUUUAACAUCAAUCUUAAGCAAGGCAUCUAGCACAUCACAAGCAGAAAGUUAUUGAAAUGAAAACAAAGAUUCACUUGAAGUUGACUGAUCUUCCAUUGAACCAACUGGAGUCUGUGAGAGGGAAGAGCAAUCGACUGACUGACCAGGGUCAAUUAAACUACCAUUUGUUUCAAAUAGAAAGCAUGCAGAGAUAAGUGAUGGUUUUAAAUCAGCAUUUUAUCACAUUUUCUCAGUAAUGAUGCCAGAGUCUGACAACUUGCUUAGACAGGGAAGGAGAAGAAUUCCCACGCUUCAGUGCAUUAACUGUUUUCCUAAAUUUAAACUGAUCACCAGAAGAGUCUGAGAUUGAAUUUAGAAAGUAGUUUGAUUUAGCUUUCUUAAUUGAUCAUGAACGUCUAUUUCUCAAUUGCCUGAAGCGCUGCCAGUCAGCUACCAAGUCCGUUUUUCUAGCCUUGACCCAGGCCUGAUUUCUCAUCAUAAUGAGAUCUGAAAGUUCUAUAGAGAACCAAGGAUCGAUCUGAUCUUUUUUUAAACUCUAAGGGGCUUUGUUUGUCUGCCAGAGCUAAAAAAUAAAAUAAAAACUAGAUGAGAAGUUCUAGAGCCAAUUCAGAGUCAGGCAUGAUAGAGGAAAGCUCAGAGCAAUACAUAUGAAGAAAUACAUGGUCAAAAGAAGUGCACUAUAAAGGGAAUAGGGUGCCAUUUGGGAUGCAGAUCUCGUCCCUUAUUGUCCCUGUUGAUGUGUUUCCCUCCUUGCCAGUCAUCGUCACCAUGUGCUGCACGACCAGAAUGUGGACAAGAGGGUCUGCAUCCCCAUGAACCAUGUGGACCCCAACCAGGCCCCCUACACCGUCUGCAACAGCUCCCUGUCGGAAUACGGUGUGCUGGGUCAGUCUCUCUCUCACACACUCACUCACAUGUCUCCAUUUACUGUGAAACUACAAUCAGAGAAACUGGAAUACACAGGAAUGCUCAUUCCAAUAACCUCUUACUACUAUCUCCACCCGCUACUAACUGGGGACUUGGUGAGAUAAUCAGCGACCAGUAAUUUUCAAUGAACAUAGAUGCACAGCAGCUAGUGGCCAACAAUUCAAAUUUCAGUGACGCGACUGCCAAUUGGGAGAGGGCAGCUCUUGCUAUUGGCUAUAACAACUGCCGUCAUGCAUACUGUUUGAAUGAUACACCCACCAGGAGAGUGGCAAGUGUGCAUAGUCCAGAGUUAUGAACCUCUUACUCGCUCUCAUUUGCCGUCUCUUUCCCUCUCUCCCUGUCUGUGUGUGCUGUCAGGUUUCGAGCUGGGCUUUGCCAUGGCCAGUCCCAAUGCCCUGGUGCUGUGGGAGGCUCAGUUCGGAGACUUCCACAACACAGCCCAGUGCAUCAUCGACCAGUUCAUCUGCCCCGGCCAGGCCAAGUGGGUCCGCCAGAACGGCAUCGUCCUGCUGCUGCCCCAUGGCAUGGAGGGCAUGGUGAGUCCUCCAGAGCGCCAAUUGGAGGGAAGAGAUGGAGUGUCAAUUGUUCAUAAUCAUUCAUUUACACUACAUGCUUUUGGGUAAAGUAUAUCUACUUGACAAUAAAGUUAGUUACACGAUUAUACAAUGACCGUGGCAGCCCUUCUGAUCUCCCUGCUCUUCUCUCCACAGGGCCCAGAACACUCCUCUGCUCGUCCAGAGAGGUUCCUCCAGAUGUGCAACGAUGAUCCUGACGUGCUCCCGGUGGGUGCUCACCUAAUAAUUCUGCACGGCCUCUUGUAUCCAAAAGACCACUCACUUUCAUGUACUCGUUAAUGCCUGACAUAGCUAGACAUUUUCUUCCAAACCGAUUCUACGCUUCCUUUAGGGUAAUGUUAUUAAUAGAAUACCGCGAGGUUCCGGUAAUACGCUACCGUACCUGUAGACUUCCAGUUGUUUCGUUAACGCUAGUUACCAUUGGCUCACGAAACUACGUCUAACUUCCUUCAUACUGCACGCAGAGAUAUAAAAGUGGUAUCCACAAAUUAAUCUGACUGGGUAAAUCAGAAUCUUACAGUAUCCCUUCAAGGCAAUUUUGCAACUGAAACAGGUGUUCGAAUUGUCUCCCGCACACUGUGUGUACUCGCAAAUGUAUACAUUGGUCACAUAGACCUUCGUCAGACAUGAAGACAAAGACUGAGGGAGUAGAAUAUAGAAGUCCCAUAAACAGAAUUUGAAAUUCAAAUUUAAACACACCCAAACCUUCAGUGGCAUGCUGCGUAAUGUUAGAACACAAAGUAUAGGUGGAAGUGUAGACUGCACGUGGAUGAAACAGUGACUGGUCCUUACCCUUUCCUCUCGCCCUCCUCCCCACCAGAGCAUCACAGAUGACUUUGCCAUUCGCCAGCUCUAUGACUGCAACUGGAUUGUGGUCAACUGCUCCAACCCUGGCAACUUCUUCCACGUGCUGAGGCGGCAGAUUCUGGCGCCCUUCAGGAAGCCUGUGAGUCCCCGUCAACAACAACAGGUUUACCCUGAAUCUGCUUAUUAGCUCACUGUCCUCUGAUCUGUCCUCUUUUCUAGCUCAUCGUUUUCACCCCCAAAUCCCUGCUGCGCCACCCCGAGGCAAGGUCCAGCUUUGACGAGAUGUUGCCAGGUAAGAGUGCUUGUGUGCGUGUUUGUUGUGUGGGCGUGUUAGUGUUGGCGUGUGUGAAGGACAGUGCUGGUGUGUAUGCCAUUUGGAUGUCUGGCAGUCAGUGAGUGUCGCCGUGUUCCCCUGCUGUGCUCCAGGCACAGAAUUCCAGCGCCUGAUCCCAGACAGUGGCCCGGUGACCCAGAACCCAGCCGGGGUGAAACGCAUAGUCUUCUGCACAGGAAAGGUGUACUACGAGCUAACCAAGGAACGCAAGGCCCACGGCAUGGAAGACAUGGUCGCCAUUGCACGCAUGGAGCAGGUAGCUUCACACACACUCAACACAUACACCUCAGGGCUCCAACAUACAUAAAGGUAUGUGCUAGAAAAAUGCUCAGUUGAAAGGUGAAAUGAAUUGAACUUUUGCUUGACCUAAAGUGUUUGACGUGUUCUCUGUGUAUAUGGUGACCUAAACCGUCUGUUGCUCCCUUUGGCUAUCCAAGCUACCUUCCUCAUGACAUGUGGUCCUUGUCUCUCUGUAUGCAGCUGUCUCCCUUUCCCUUCGACCUAGUGAAGGCUGAGUUCAAGAAGUACCCCAAUGCCGACCUGGUGUGGUGCCAGGAGGAGCACAAGAACCAGGGCUACUAUGACUAUGUCAAGCCCCGCAUGCGCACCACCAUCGAACGCGCCAAGCCAGUCUGGUAAACAAACCCUUCAUCUGCUCUUGUCUUCUCUCCUUAGUCUGUGUGAGUCUGUCUGUGUUUAGUUAAACUCUUAUUAAACUAUUCGUCACGUGUGUGUUCAGGUAUGCUGGUCGCCCACCUGCCGCUGCCCCAGCCACAGGAAACAAGAAGGCCCACCUGGUGGAGCUGAAGAAUUUCCUGGACACUGCCUUCGAUCUGGACGCCUUCAAGGACCAGAUGUAACUCUCUCCCCCGCCUCCUUGGUCCCAGGAUAAGGGGUAGCCUUCACCCUCCACUGCAACCCAGAGGCCCCUCCUCCACCGUCCCAUACGCACACACACAUACGCCCACAUACCACCUGGACUUGUCGCUCAGAGCAAACCUACUCUCCUGGCUGGGUUCUCUCUGCCUAGCCCACAACGGCAACAGUCCUGUUCAUUUCAAACCACUGCUAUCUUUCCCCUACCCAGACCCUCCCUCAUCCACUCCUCUUGGUUCUGUUUGAGUAUGCCCACCUCCAUCAGACACAUGCCCCGAAACCACACACUCAGUAGUAGACAGCCAGCCAGCCAGUCAGUCAAUGGUCAGGAAAGAGAACCUUUGUACAGUCAGUGAUAAGUGAUUCUUAGCUUCAUUUUAUUUUCUACUACCUGUAUUUCUCUGGUUAACACUCCACCCACCAACAAUAUAACCUUCUUGUGUUGGAUUUUGCUUGUUAAGCCCUGUGUGUGUGUGUGACCAAAGCACAUUGUUCAUAAAGUAUUAUGUAUUUUUCCAAGAUCCGUACUGGUGAUUGUAUUUCAUUCUGUUUCUGUCACAAUUGUCAUCCUUUCGAAAAGCACCAUCAUCCGUUUGAAAAGCGCCCUAUCCGGGGCUCCUUACAUAGCCAAAGGAUGGGGCAACUGUUGUAACUAGUUUGAGAUACCUACAGCUAGUAUUUGGCAAAACACACAACGGUUAGUUCAAUUUCGAUGGGAAUCAGGUGUUCCCACCUCCUGUUCUCUGCUCUGAGUGCACUGCGGUGAUGAAACCCCUUCCCUUUCCUUGGUCUCUCUCCGAUCUCCAGGGCUAUCCCCUUUGUGAGUGCUACUGAUAUCACCAUCAGCAACAGAUUUACCUUUUUCGUUUGUUUAUUGGUUGUAUGUGUUUUUUUUUGCUUUUCAAAUCAACAUUCUCAUAAUGGCUAUUAGAAAAAGAGAUAUUGAAUAAGAUAUUUUUGGAUUCACUCACACAGUUGUGUUCAGUGAAAUACUAGUAUAUUUAACAAGAUGAAUGCUCUUAUUUUUCUCCAUCUUGCACAGUUUCUUGCGAAAUGGGCUGAGAGUUGGAUGAGGGAAAUUGUCAUGUUUAAUUGGUGAGAUGA
This is a messenger RNA of Coregonus sp. 'balchen', 47070 nucleotides long. NCBI's taxonomy places the organism in Eukaryota, Metazoa, Chordata, Actinopteri, Salmoniformes, Salmonidae. The record is from the annotation of a GenBank genome assembly.